GAUCACUUCACUUCAACUUUAUUAUGUCCCCAAAAUGGGCAAAUUGGGACGCAGCAGGCACAGCCAUUUAAAACACUGCAAUACAUCAUAAAAAAUAAAUAAAUACAAUAAAAUACAUCUAUAUAAAAAAACAGUUCUGGAGGUAAAAAGUAUUAAAGAUGAUUUUGAAGGUAGAAAGUUAUUCAAGUGUUGUUUUUUUUUACAUAAUAUGUAGUUUUAUUUUCAUGUGAUCAAACAUAAAUAAUAUUAACACAUACACAUAAAUUCAGGACAAAGCAGGAAAAAAGAAAGUUAAGAAUUUUUAAGAAGAAAAUAAGUGCAUAAAUAAAUAAAUAACACCUAAAGUGUACCGUAGUGUGGCAGGUUUGUUGGUCUGUUCAGUAUCAGAAUCAUAUUCAUACAAUUUUUUCUCAUCCAUAUCUCGGGAAAGAGUAACAUCAAACAAAGUAUGACAAUAGUAACACUUGUUGAUUUGCCUCUGGUAGUAAAAUAAACAAACAAGGAAGAAAAAAGCAAGAGAAAAACAAUAAAAAAUUAAAAAUAUUAAUAUAUAUAUUUAUUAUAUAUGCAAGUAAGUAAAGAAAAUAAGAAAGAAAAUGUUUAUGAAUAUAUAAAUACAAUUAAAAAAUUUGUAUUAUACAUAAAUAAUCAUGUUCAGUUAAACUAAAGUUCAUACUAUUGACUGUUUAUAGAAUAGACACCGUCUGCCUCCUCUCUGGGUGAAGCCACCCCGCCUCCUUAUGGAGCUGUGGACAAACUUUCUAAAUGAAUGACACAGAAUAUAAAUGUUUCUCCUCCCUAGUUGUGAUGUUGACAUGUAGUUACUGUCAGACUGGUUUGUGGUCCGGAUAAGUGAAAGAAAACGACGACGACCUCCUUAAAUGUGUAAAGACACGUCAGGCACGUUAAAUUUAUGCUGUAGUAGGUGUGUGAAUGAUCAACUAUCAAUAUUACUGGCAGAAAUAGAGGACCCCAAAAUCAAAUUUUGCUUGAGGUUUGGGCCGGCUCUGGUCCUUAACUUCAGAUACGACCUGAUCUGUUUCCCAAACAUCUGCCUUUAGCCUGCUUACCUUCAGUUGGUCAGAACAUCGAGGUUUAAGCGACUUAUGACCUGGAACAUCGUAGGAUAACAUGAUUACAACAUAUGAGUCACCUUCCUGUGCACAUGAGCAUGUCAUAGGUUAUGAUUGAUUGGCAUUUAUGAGCAUCAGCACAUGCAUACGACCAAAUCUUGGCUUUCCACUGAGGACCGUCUGAAGCUGCUGGACCCGGAAAACAACCUGGUUACUUGCAAAAAAAGAUGAACUUCAGCUCCAAAGACCAACAGUUGAGAUCCAGAGUCAAACUUUUUUCUUUACAGCAUCUUUAUUUUGAAAGCCCAAGCCGGAAAUAUGACACCCUAACCUCUCGUCUCUUGACAAUCGGUCUACGGGAUUAUUCGUGAACUCAAGUGCCCCCCAGCCCGCCGAUGAGAGCUGCAAUUGUUUUUACAGCUGACACACUUCCUAUUUCCAUCAGGUCAGUGACUUACAACUCCUUUGUCGACAUUUACGAUCCACUAAAGACGAAACUGCACAACAAACACAACAACAACAGCACCUGUACGACACUAAACAACCACAACACCAACAAAGACGACCUGAAGCUUACACAACACGCUCCCAUCUCUCUGUUUACGUUUUUUCUUCUUCUCUGCUCCGAACUAAAGUGGUUUAAUCCGGCUGCUCGGCGGGGACUCAGUCCUCCUGUAGUGUUUUUGUUGUUGUUGUUGUUCAAAGCUGUAAAACUUUAUUAGAAAUAAAGUUCCUGAAAGAGAGAGAGAGAUUUCUGCUUCUCUUCUCCAAACCCUCACAUCUCCAAAUCAUGGAGGGGAGGGAGAAAGAGACAUGAGGAGGAGAGGGAGGAGGAGGUGGAGGUGGUGGUGGUGGUGGUGAAGGAGGCAAGAAGGGAGGGAGGGAGGGAAGGAGGGGAGGGGGGGUAUUCAACAGUCCUACAACCAUAUUUCUGUCCCGUUUAUCCGCCAUACAGGCCAGCUCGGUACUCCUGGAAACUAACUUCCUGCAUGUGCUCUUAGGCUGCGCCGGAUUAUUUCUGCUCCUGCUGCUGCUGCGGAGAUUCUCGGUGUCCACGCUGGAGCCGCUCCUCUCCGUGGAUGGUGCGUGAUAUUAUCAUUUGGAGAGGCCGAGGCCGACAUUUUACCCCGGUCCGGAGGAGCCUUAACUCCGAGGGGACAUCCGAGGACACGCGCUAAGGUACAGCCUCUCUCACCGCCGCAUAUGCGCCAAUAAAUGCGCUUUUAAGGCGAAGUUACGCGCCGAGAAGUUCCUGACUAUUCUAUAAAACACAAAGAGAAAAUAAAAAUCAGCUUUAAACGGGCUUCAGUGACAAAAAUGGCCACUUUCUCACGGAUUUACAUACAGUAGCAUGCACGGCUCACAACUGUAACUGGACUAUUCAGAAUCCAAGAAAAUGCGCUCGAUUCAAAGACGCAUUAUUCUUUACAUAUUUAUAUUUACAGACCCAAUAAUCAACAUUUUUUACACUUAUAUAAUAAUUCUGCACCCCUCUUUAAUAUUCCUGCUUAUUUUUAUGUUGGUAAAACAGCAGCAUGAGUUUUUUCCCUUUAAUUUUUUACACUAAAAAUGCAAAAAAGCCAAAUUUUGGUGCGAAUUGAACUCGUCUGGGCCUGUAGCUCCUCUAUCCAGCAGCAGCCAAACUUGCUCAGUGAUUUACUCUCGGUGCAACUUUAAUAUUUAGUCAAAGUACCAGGCAGUAUGGAGAGGGAGAGAGAGCAGACUUUAUUCCUGCAGAUGGCCCGUGGACCUGUUAAACGUGAGGCUGAUCCACAUGCUCAGAAAUCGGCCGUAUUAGGUAUCAAUAUUGGACAUCCGGUGGCACUGCCAGCUGCGCCCCAUUUUUAUUGUUGUCUUGCGCUGAAAGGAUCCCUGUUGUCUCGGCUGGAUACUCUCCGCGACGCGUGGUGGCUGCUUUUGGUAGGAACAUUUCUGCUUUAAUGUUAGAAAAAUAAAACUGCAGAUUUUGGAUGAGCGGCGUGGAACACGGAGAGAGGGGCUGUGGAUGUGGGAGUGCGGCUCCGCGGCUCGCCGUGCCAUGCGGGACACGCUGCUGGCUGCCACCAUGGCACCUUCUCUUCUUCCCUGUUCUGGCUCUGUGUAUGUGUGUGAGUGUGUGUGAGUGUGUGUGUGCUGCUGUUGUUCUCUCCAGCUGUGCGGACACACUGCACCGUUAUGCAUCCCCCGGUUGUGUUGCUCUGAUCGGUUCGUUUGCAGAUUUUUCGGGGGUUUAGGAGCAGGACGCGCUCCCAGGAUGGAGCCGGGCGAUGGGCGGCGGACGGGGCCACUUUGGCUCUCCAUCGUUCCGGGAAACCGAGCUCCAAGGACACGGGGAGGAGAGGCAGGGGGCGCAUCCAGGUCGUUAAGGAUGUUUUCUCAUGUUUUCACCUUCGAGCCGCUUUUCUGCUUAUUUCACGGGAUCGGACCGGGAUAUUUCACCGGCGAAACGGCGCUGAGUCCCCCGCCCCCCCAGAUUUUUGGAGCUCUAAUUUGGCAAAUUGGCCUCCUAGACAGAGAGACAGGCAGACCGCCUCUCCUCCCCUCUCCCCCCGUCUCAUCCGCGCUGUUUUCGGCCACUCUCUCCGCCAUCACCCCCUCUUUGCGGACUCUCUCUUAUUUACUUUUUCACAACCACGUUUUUCUCUCCGUGCGUAACCUCCAUCCAUCCGUCCGUAACCGUGCCGUCCUCCUCUCGUACCGGGGUUUCUGAGGCGGCCUCCAGCUGCUCAGGGUUCAUUGUCUGCUCGGACGGCUCGUGCUCAGACUGGGCUCGUGGUCAGGUGUCACUUUGACUUUCGUCCACAUACGCUUGGCACGUGUUUAGAUGGGAAGAAUUGUGCGUUUUAAUCUGAUAUGAUCGUUCAAUAAUAGGCUUUUAUUUUGAAAGUAACUAUUUAAAACAAGUUUUCAGUGAGAUUUUCGACCAUAUGGCGACAAAAAAAACAACUCAAAGUCCUGAGAUGUUGAGUGAAUCAAAACUUAACUAAAACAAGCUCAAACAACCAACUUCUGAACACAUUUGACUCCUUAUGAGGGAAAAAAGAGUCUCAACAGUCAAAAUUUGAGCCUCAUAUAAUUAAAACCAACAACUGUUUGUUGGAAAAAUGACAUUUUUUUGACUUUUGUUCAGGUGUUUGUUGUCUAACAUGAUGAUAAAAUCAAAUUCAGAUUAAAAACAGCACUUUUUAACACCUCAUUUAAGACAAAAGCAGAAUGUGUUUAUCAUUCCUCACGAUCUUGAGACUACACAAUUACUGGAUCUAUUGAAAAUGUGAAGAAUGGUUCAGAAUGAUCAAAAAUCAGAGGAGAUAACCCAGAGCAAACCGAUUAAAUCAGUCAAAUCUGUUGGUUUUUUUCUGCUGUGUCAUCCGGCCGGAGCGACUGAAGACAGUCUGUAAACUUUACUAACUGUUCACGGUUCAGUCUGUGUUACAUGAGCUGAUCGGAGACACAAAUCUCCCUUUCCUGAACACGACACGAACCUUCUAUCAAAUCCUUAUAAAACAGAAUAAAUCGGUUUCAUAACAUAAAUCUGUUUUUCUGACGUCCGUGUAGCUGGGGGGCUGGAAACUGAGUGUCUGUAACUUCUUUAAUUUUCAUCCUUUUCUCUGAGAUAUUUACAGAUUCAUAAAUUAUUCCCUCAAUCAAAAUGAAUCCCUGAUAAAAUCUGUUAAGAACAGAACAAAUCAGUUUCAUAAAAUAAAUCUUCUGGUGCUAUUGCAGCUGCGGGGGCUGGGUGCUGAGCUGCCAUAAGCCUCUUUUUACUACAUCUUCCAGUUUUCAGAGUAGGAUCAUUCCCUCAGAUCCCCAAAUAAGCUUUCAUUAAAUUUAUUAAAAAGACAGAAAAAAAGCAGAAUGUCAUGAAUCUGAGCUGGGGGGCUGGGAGCUGAGCAGCAGCUACGUUUGUAAGAGUGCACGUCUCUAAACAUGCAGAAUUUCAGUGGCUUCAACGUAACCUUUCAAGGUUCGCUCGGCGUUACAUGAGCAGAAGUCUCUCCCCUCAGAUACAAAUGAACGGAUCAUUCAGAGCAAGAGGGGCACCGCAGCUCCCAACAGUGAAGCCAAAUCUUUUAGAGCUCCCCCUGGUGACUGGCUGCAGUACAGGUCAUAAAGCCCAGAAGAACAGACGGGUCAGGAGAGAAAAUCGGAAAUAUAAAAUCAGAAAAUAGAUCUGAUAGGAGAUCAAAUCACCUCAAAAUUUCACUGUAAUGUUAUUGUUGUGAUUUUUAUGGAAGACUAGGGGGCGCUGUGAGGAGUUUUUAACUGGGUGAGGAAAACGCUGAACUGGUAGAGUUGCCUCUUUAUGACCUUCAAAAUAAAAUGAAACCAUCACCAACAAAAGUGAAAUUUCUUAUUUGUGAAUAUUUGAAGCCUGAAACUGUGUGAUGGAGGGCCGGUGUCAGGAGCUGAAGAAAACAGACUCUUUUUUCACCGUUUACAUCAAAAAUCGUUACAGUGAGAAGGAAAAAACAACAGGAUGAGUUUUUAUGUCUGAGCAGACUACUUUCACUUUUACAAGACAAGAAAUAAGAGGUAUAACUUUGUCCAUUAGGGGGCGCCAAAACCAAGACAAACCAAAAGUUCCUCUUGGUAGCUUUAACAACAAAAAAAAAAAACAGUCAAAACUACAAAGUUAAAUUUUUGAGGAAGUCCAAAAACACCCUCAAACUAACGUGAACUGAACCACCUGAGUUCUCCUCGAUGUUAAAUCAGUUGGAUAGUUAAUCGGCCGGUUUGCUUCUGUUGUUGUUUUAGGGCCAAAAUUCAGCAAAAGUUGAUAUUUCAGCUCUUAGUGAGGCUGCGUUUGGUUUUGUCUUUAAAAAAUGGGAGAAGAAGUAAGAGGUAAACUUCCGAAACCGCUGUGUUUCGGUUCUUCUUUACACAGUCAGGAACGAGGCCGGGAGCUGAGCUGAUUUUAGGUACAAUUCAAUUUUUCAUUAUUUUCUCUGAGACAUUAACAUACGGAUGAAUAAUUCCCUCAGGUCUCCUGUUAUUGAAAUUUUAAACUUUAUUUAAUAGACUGAAAAAAACAAAGAAUAAUGUAGUUUUAUGACAUAAAUCUGUAAUUAUCUUGUUUUUAGGUACUUUUUCCUUUUUUAGUCGUUUCUUUUUGUGGUUACAAAGAUGGACUCUUCAAUUAUCGUGUAAAUUAAGAUUAUUCCCUGAAGUCUCAUUCUCCUUAAAACAUAAAGAGCCUUUUAUUAAAAUCUGUAAAAACAACAUAUCCUAAAGUUUAAUUGAUGAAUGAAUAUCAUACAUCUGUCUAGGGCUGGGCGAUAAACUGAAAAUUUACUGAUACAGAAAUUUAUGACGAUAACAAACGUCAUUUUGCUCAUAUCGGUAUAUUCGGUGUCCAAAAAUAAAAAAAAUCAAAGUUGUUUUUGGAUGUGUGUAGGUAGGCUAUAGUCUCAUGUCCCUUUAAGACGCUGUCCUACGUCAGAGACGUGACUCCGCCCCAUCCAGUCUGUAACAAAGAGGGACAGACAGGUGAGGAGAUGGAGGACGGAGAGAAAGUUGGAGCGGCUGAAGUAGACGAAGUUAAUGUGGGAGGGGGUGAGCAGCUGGUGGAGUAGUUAUCGUCCAUUUAUCGUUAUCGAGGUGAACUGAUCAAUAUAUCAUGAUAUUGAUUUGAGGCCUUAUCGCCCAGCCCUACAUCUGUAGCUGGGGGGCUGAUAGCUGAGCUGCAGCUAAAUUUAGAUGCGCCUCUGUCUCUUGUGUCUUUUUAAUCGCUGAAAUACUUGACGUGUUUAAAUAAAGACAAUGACGUGGAGCUGAAAGUCGUCAGAGGGAGUAAAUCCUAAACUUUGAUUCAUCAGGAGUGUGUGGUCCAGUCCGAUCGAUCAGAUCAACCUCUUCAGUCAAUGAUAAUCUGAUACUGUGAUAUGAACUCAGUGUUUUGGUAGAGGAGGAUGGUUUCUUGUGAUUACACCGCCCUGUCUUACAUAACAAGCUGUUGCAAGCAUAUGGAGUCAUUUUCAUUAGCAUAUCCUGCGCCCACUCAGUGCAUUAAUAAUACAUUGAUAAAAAAAGUCAGUUGUAGCUCAUGCAUGUUGCAGAAAAAAACACCAGGAUGUAUGCGAGUUGGACGUCCUCCGUGGAUUUGUCUCUGUAACCGGUUUAAGUCACUUCUAACACGCACAAACUGCUCCACAUGAACCAUAAUCCCGCCGCGCUGUGAAUGUAAACACGCGUGUUUGCGUUGUCAGUAUGUAUUGGGUGUAGUUUUCACAUAAGCCGGCGUUGUGUUGGCAUCCCGCUCCGCUCUCUUAGUCUUGUUUACAAAAGACUGAAUGGAUGGUUGGCUGGAUGUAAAGCCUGUGGUUAUUGCUGGAUAUUGACCUGCCGUGGUUUGAGAUGAAGCAAUUUCCUUCCUGUUUCCUCUCUCGCCUCACCCUGAACCCUGCCUGACAGGAGGUGGGCAUUUAUGAGCGCGGGGACCUUUGGACCGAGCCUAUAUUGAACCAACACACAAUAAAUGAUUGCAGGGUUGUUAUUGUGGGCAGGCACGGCCGGUUUCUUUAUCAACCGGAGUACAAACAAAUAGGAAUAAGAAUCCAUUUGGUGCAUCCUUCUUUUAUAGCGGAGUGUAAAUUUACCUUGUAAAUACCUCAAAGAGCGGCGCAGGUAGACGGAUCGAGUAAAUCAAACAGGAGAGAGUAUGUUUUACAGAUGAUGAAGUUUACCUCGCUCCUCUCUCAUGUUUAAGAAUCUGUGCAGGAGAGAGAGAGAGAGAGAGAGAGAGUCACGGCCAUCAUCACCCUGUUGCACAGAGUAAACAGCUGAUAGCAAACAUGCAUAGUUUGAACCUUUCUGUAAACUUUCAGCCGUGGUAUCUCGGCGCCCCUGCUGUUGGCACAUCUGCUGUAACCUUAAAGAUAAAGAUGUGUUUCCUUUGUCCGCCGGUGGGAUUGUUAUCCGUCCCACCGGUUUGUUAUCUACUUCCAAAACGCUGUGUGUGUCCGAUAAGUGUUUAUGUGUGCAGCAUGUUGGUAGCUGGCUCACUCCCUGUGCCAAAUACCAGUUUUCCAUGUGGCGUGCCAAGGCAGUGUCAUAACCGCCCAGCCAAUCCUCAUUUCCUCAUUCUUGUGUACCUGAGGUCAGUGCGCACACAGAGGGUAUUAUGGUAUUGUUCCCCCGUCGCUGAGCCCGGGUCAGUUCGAGCUGCUCUUUUUUUUUCCUCCUGGUUUGUCGGCAGGUACCGAACAGUAGGUCUGCAUUGUUCCCGCAGUGUGUGUGUGUGUGUGUGUGUGAGUGUUUUGGUGUUGCUCGGUGUUUCAUCAUGUCCCCGUCUGAAAGAAGCUCGGUUGGUCUGAUCAGGCGGUUCGCUCUGUGGCCUCCUCCUCUAAUGGAGUUUUGGUUGCACAAACAUUAACCGAUGCAGAGCAGAAAACUAGCUCUCAUUGGCCGAGUUUAUCCGUAAUGGGUGGAGCUGAAGGAGCAGUUGUUUGGAGGGCAAAUUAGGUUAAAGGAUUUGUACAAUAAUAUCCCGUAUUUGUCUCUUAGUCGAUUAAUACUUUAAAUAUGGCAGAGCCAAACAGGAAGUGAGUGCCAAGAGCUGGAUGUGUACUCUUCCUCUGUGCCUGUUCUUUCAUUACCACGAGUACACACACUGGAGUUUAUUCUGACUCACUCCCAAACGCACUGUACCGCUGCACUAAACACUCACUGGAGCACGUGGCUCCGUUUUUUAGAAAGACGAUGAAGGCCUAAAUCUGAACAGAGACCCAAAUCUGCCUUCGCACGGAUUCAUGCAGACGCUCGUUUGGUACGGAGCCGCCUGGAGAGCAAGGCGGUGAAAAUUAGGUCAGGGAUUGACGCUGAUGUUUCUGAGCGCUGGCGUGUUUUCGGUGGCCCAAAUGUAAAAAUCAGGAAAUAGGAAACAACAGAAGUGAAUCCAGCUUUCUGUGAUGAUGAAUCAGCGUUUCAAAAUGAAAUAAAGCGAACACGACAGGACUGUUCGAUUAUGGCAGGUAUUAAAAAACGACGACCCACGAUUUGACUUUUAAAACACGUGUAUUUGAGCAGCUUAAAGGUGGAGUCGGCAGGAAUCCUUUAAAGAAGCGUUUUUUAUUUUGUGGUGUAUUUACAAAAAAUCUUUGAAUAUCAGUCAAUAGUUAUUAGUUAUUGAUGACAUUUGGUAAUAUAACGAUAUCUCUGUGUUCUCUUAUGUCUGUGUAGUCAACAUUUAAAUUUUCAGAGUGGCCCGCUCUUUCUGACCGUAAACUAGCGGAUGAUAUUUUUCGGGAAUUCCCGUGGAUCACGUGUUUCCCGCGGGAAUCCCACGGGACGGGAGUCAUUUUUUAAUUUAUCCCAUGAUCGGGAGCGGGAACAACAUUGAUAGAUGAUCAUUUUCAGCCGUGUUAAACAACCAGACGAACAGAUGCGUCCAUCUUUGUAGUCAUCUCUCAGUGAGAGCCAACACUCUUGACCGCGCUAGCAACACAAAAGAACUACAACAGUGGUUUGACUUCCUGUCACCACCAGGAGUGACAAGCGACUUGGAGCGACUGCCGCUCCGACUCGGCUGAAACUUUUACCUAAAAUAAAAAAACGUAACGUUUUUUCAACACGUUUGGUUUUAUUCAAACGGGAGCGGGACAGGAGUGGGAAUAAUUUUUUACUCCGGUCCGGGAUUGGGACGGGACGGGAUUUUUUUCUCUGGGAGUGGGACGGGACAGGAGUGAAAAUCCGCUCCCGUGUCAUGCUCUAGUAUAAACAAAGCCAUUCUCCACCUCCUCUAACCUGAUUGGUUGUGAGGCAGACGCUGCUCCCCCGUGUCGUUCAGGAGCCCAAACAAAGUUUGUAGGAACCAACCAGAAAGUUCGGAAAAUUGUCUGAAUCCUCCUUUGGCCACGACUGCCGACACAAGCAAGAAAACAAAGUAAAUACCGGAGACUCUGGAGGAAUAACAGGCGCUUAAAACGGAGGUAGACCGGACAAGAGCUAAAAAGCCGGGUCAACAUAAACGAUGGGGGACGCUUGGGGAUCUUGGUGACCCUGUAACCUUUCUGCUGGACAGGUAAACCGCUUUAACAAAGUAAGACAAGUGUCUGUAACAGAAGUGUUUCUUGUCAAACGUAAAUUUUUGGUAUCGGUUAAUUUUCCGUUUAUCGCCCAGCCCUAACGUCGGCCAUCUUUAAUACAGCCUGUGAUUCAAACGUGUUUCUUUUGUGGGUUUUUAUUCUUCCCUCAUGUGAACUCAGGUGAAAACAAUGAGCUGCAAAACCGUCUUCUUUCUCUCUUUGUUUUUCUCUUUUUCUUGAACAGAAUUAACACUAAUUGUCUUUUUAUAUCCAUAUUUCAGGGAUCAGUUUUCUUACAGUAAAACGCUGCAGAAAUAAAACACAGAUGUUCCAGAGAUUUGUUUUAGUUUAGUGUAAGUGUGAUCCAAAUACACACAUCAGCUGUAUAAGAAUAAUUUGCUUUCACUGACACUGCGGUCUCUGCCAGCGUCACACUGUUGUAGCUCGUUAUCACCUGACACCAUCGCCAUUUUCACGUGCACUCCUGGAGAUUCAGAGAAAAUAUUCACAAGCUCUGGUCCACAAAUUUUCAAAUCUGCUUUUUUUUACACCUUCCCUUAUGUUGCUGCGAAAACCAGAAAUAAUAUUUACAACAAAAUUCAAAAGAGGCAGUUUUUGUGUUUAAAUUGAUUAAAAAUCUGCAGACGGCCUCUUUCCCAUCUAUCCUCAGAUAUCUCAUGUUGCUCCUCUGGGUUUGAAGUGGCUGAAUGAUAAAAAUCUGAAGUCUAUCCGCUGUGUUUUCUGUUGUUUUUAUGAAGCCUUGCCCUCCAUAAAAAGGUGAUUUUCUCCACAUAAAUGUUUGAUUUCCGUCUGUUUUUAUCUGCCUCUGUCCUUCCAAAUAUCCCUCUGAUCUCAGCUCAGUCUUUAUUUCUUUAAUUAUGGACGAAUCAACAGCACAUUUCUCCUUUAAUACACCUCCUGACCGCGGUCCUGGCUGUUAAUUACCCACAUAUUCAUGAACGCCGCUCAUCCCCCCACAGUUCAAAUCCAGCCGUUAUCUACCGAAUCAAAGACCGUUCCUUCACUUCUUUAAAUGCUGAUCGUUGCCGUUCUCAGGAAAUGAUUUGUCCUACAUUUCUGGCAGCUGAAGCAGCAUGUUUUUCAUGUUGAAUAAAUAGAUUUAUUUAUAGCAAAAAAAAAAAAGAAACUAGCCAGUAAAUAUAGAGAGAUAUUCUCCUCUGAUCUGGGUGAUGUUUAACUUCACAGACACUGAAUAAAAGGAAGAAGACAAUGCAGUAAACAAGCUGAAAAACCAAAUCAGGAUAUCUGAGAGGACGUCAUCAGAGAAGGUGAUCAGAGGAUCAUAGCGACACAUUUAGAUUCUCCUUUUUACAGGCUGCUGCUGCUGUCAUCAUCUCUCCUGUGCAAAACUAAAAACACCAACGAACUUAAACCUUAAUGAGGAGUCUGAGAACUGAGACUCCUGCAGACCAGAAUAAUAAUGAUAUCAUACAGGGCCAACUAUAGGACAGCCUUCAUGAUGAGAGGACUGAAAUACAAUAAUAAAAAAAAAAACACAUUAAAGUAAAAUUUAAAUAAAGGAAGUUUGUUGUUCUUAAAACCUUUAAAAUCAAGUUGUUUUUAAUUAAUUCUCCUACUUUAGUGUUUCAUCCAGAUCAAAUCAGCGAGUUUGAAUCAGGAACUUUUUAUCGCUGAAUUUGGAAAUAAUAACAUAAGGUUAAAAAAUAAAUAAAAAACAACAGUAGUUUCCUGUUGAUAUCAUUAUUUGAUAUAAUUUUUAGGGCCAGAACUUUAAUGCAUUAAUUGUGAUUAAUUAAUUACAGUAAUAUUAUCUCGUUAAAAUUAUUAACGCAUAUUAAUCACACCGACUGUAUUUUAGCACCACGGAAUGUUUCAGGUAUACCGCUUAUACCGGCAGGUUUGAAUCAGCGAGCUUUCAGAGCACUUUCUACGCCGCUAGCGGGCACGAAAAUGUCACUGCGCCAGCUGAUUCUGUCCCCAUCCCCCUGCCGCCCCAGCACGCCCAGCUUGGCCGACCUAAUACCAUGGAGGAUGAAAAUGUACGCGGUCCGCCACCCUCCGCCGCGCCACUGGCGGGCAUGAAAAUAGAGCCCAUUAUAUCAGCACAUAUCGUACCUUCUCUUCCUGUAUCCUUCUGUGUCUUAUUGGAACAUAUCAUUCGGUGUCUUAUUGUACCGUAGUGAACGUAAUCCACGUAAUCCACGUGUCGGGGUGGAUCUGCAGAGUCCUUCUCUACUCUCAAAGACUGCUGCAGACCCGGCUCUUUGGAGAACAUGAGGCAUUUAUCUGGAUUUCUCUCCACUCUUGUUCUUGUUAGUAGAACGAGUCUACAGCUACAGUUGACUCACACUGUCCGGCUCUACGAGUGACAAAGUCAUUGUUGUGAUGGAGACAGUUUUAAAGAUGGUGAUGAUGGAAGGUCUCCAGUUGAUGAUUGGUUGCUUCAUUAUAACCUUUAUUUACUCUGUCUUUAUCACUGCGGGACCUUAUUUCCUCUUAUCCAGUCACAUCUUAAUGUAUAGUACUCUAUUAUAUCACAUCCCUCUGUACUAUACUGUAUUAUGCCAUCAUUCCCAGCCCUGUAUAAAUAAAUGUAAAUUCAGUGGAGACCACCUCAGCGACCUCAGACGAUCUCCUUCAGUGUUUCAAAAGUAACCUGGUCUGUUUUUUUGUGAAUCUAACCUUCCUCGCCUCGUUUCCUCCUCCAUCCUCUCUCUCUCUCUCUCUCUCGCUCGCUCGCUCUCUCUCUGCAGGCUGGGAGGCUGAGAGCUGCAGGCCUGCGUCAUGUGAAUAGAGCUCCACCCCUUCACCCUCUUAGCUCUCAACCGUAGGUAAAUUAAAUUUCCUUUUUCCUCUCCUGUUUCCUUCUUUCUUCCUUCUCUUCCAUCAUCAUCAUCAUCAUCUUCAUCAUCAUCUCAGUUGGUUGUGUGUUUUCUAUGCAGAACUCUCUUGAGCAGAUCUUGUGACCGUGACCUGACACCCUCCUGCCUCGGGCAUGCCUCAGGUACAGUAGGAGCGCCGCUGAAACCUUCAGUUUUUUUUUCAUCCAUCACCUCUGAGUGAUGCUCCUCAGUGUCCCUCUCUCACACUGUAUCUGUGUGUGUGUGUGUGUGUGUGUGUGUGUGUGUGUGUGUGUGUGUGUGUGUGUGUGUGUUUCAGCCGGGUAUGAACGGGAUGGAGCCUGCGUUUGGCGAGGCCUAUGGGGGACACAGGGGUCUGCUAAGCCCCUACCCUCUGGCCAUGUCACCACAAGGGGGCAGGACAGAGUACGACCAGGUGAGGAAACACGUAACAAACAUCGCAAAGAGACUCCCAGGGGUGCUGGGUCCCCUCGUAGGACACCCUCGGGGCCUCGCACGUAUCGAUGCACCGUGACUUUUGACCCUCUUGCUCAUAAGUUUAUUGCAGUUUUGGAAAUUUGAAUAUUAUUGUUAGUAAAAUUUUAGAGGGUUGUGGGUCAGAGGAGAAAUAAAGCACCCGGAUUGCACAAUACUGCAAAAUGCAAGAGGAAGUGGUGAGACAUCCUGGUUGAAAGUGCUGAGAUUACCGUCGAAUGUGGUGGUUAGAGCUGCUUCUCUUCAAGUAUUGUGUCUGCGUGUUUUAAAAUAGAGACCAGUACAGGGGUCCCUGAAAGGUUUUAGAAGAGGAUGUUUGAUCCAGAAUAGGACCGAAAAUAAAAUCCAGAUUUUUUUUUUUUUUUUUUUUAGUGACGACUUCAUCAAACUUCACUUAAAUAAAAAGUUUCUUCAUCAUAUCUCAAAAUAAAACCACUGAAAAUGAUGUAGUUCAUAUGCCAAGCCCAUAGGUGGCGCUGUAACGUUGCCGAGGAAAUGCACCAAAGACAGAAGAAGAGUACAGAGCAUGUGUGUAAAGGUUGUUUUGGCGCCAUAAAAGAGUUCCUCUGUGUGUCACAUGAUCGUUUCCAGAGAUGCAGAUAGACAUCCACACGGAGAUGAAAUGGUCGUCGUUUACAGAUUUAUUCACUCUCUGACCCGUUUUCAAAAAGUACCGUUUACAGUCACCUGAAACGCCGAUACGACAAAAAACUUUAGCGUUUCCUCCUGAAUUAGUUUCCGUGGUGACGGGUUGAUACCGCCUUCAGACAGACUUUACAGCAGGGAGAAAUUAUCACCUUUUUUUGUAAACGCCAUGUUUGUUUACACUGGUGUGCGGGAACUGGGGAGCGCUCCUGCAGGAAGGGGGAGGAGCCUACGGUGGCCUGGAGGUGUGAGACGUGAUAGAGAGGAAAACCGAAUUUGAUUUUUUUAAUAUCAUCAGAAUCAAAUAAUCUGAUUACGAUUGUAGGAGCCAAAUCGAUACUUAAGAUACUGAGAUGCUUGACCUGGAAUAACCUGGUUGACGCGCCGCGCUGCUGCUGAGUUUACUGUGAGUUGUGAUGAUCAGUAAAAGUCCGGACGCUGAACAUAACCAAACUCAUUUUGCAUUAGAUAUCAAACACUGAACAAACAAGAAAAACGCCGGCAGUUAGCGCCACGAUGGUCAAAAACAAACACCUGCCCACAACAGCGACUUGGCUACCUUCAUCCCUGAGACUCAGAUUACAAGACAGCGACACCCAAGGCACAGAAAGUGAACUGCAACUCAUAAUCUGUUAUCACAUCAACAUAUUUGGCUCCUACGAUGAUUUAAAAUCGGUUAAUCGUUCAGCCCUACUCCAGACCUUCAACCUCAGGUCACUUCAGUCUCUCAGAGCAGGAGGAUGAGAUUUCUCUCUCCUUGUUUAAGUAGCGAUGAUCCCGACGGUCCACCAUGAGCAGGAUCUCUCAGAUCUGAGAAACAUGCGACUGUAACGGAGGAUUGUGGCGCUGUGAUGAUGACCACGUGAGCUGAGCUGUUGUGGUCGUUUGUCUUUCUCGAUGUUUUCCUGCAGAGAGGUUUCAGCUCUUUGAGGAGAAAGUUAGUUUUUCAGUAAAGUGAGGUUGUAUGAAGUUCUCAUCAAUAGCAGUCGUGUUCACCACGGGGGAUCCUGAUCAGCUCAGCCUCGUUGUUGAGAAACCGUCCGACAAACUGGAGCGGAGGUUACGUGGACGAGGUCAGCUCUACGCCGUGGUUUAACUGGUUUUAACUGGUUUAAGUGGACGCUCUGUUUGGGGUUUCUCAGCGCUCUCAGAAAGCUCGUUUGUUUUUGCUCAUUUCUUCGAUAAACACACGUUCGUCCACCUGCAGGAACGCCACCGAUCAGACAUCUACAUCACACAGAUCUGAGAGCGAACGCAGGUUUCAGGAGUGAUGAUGAUCAACCAAACAGUGUGUAUUUCUGUCCCUUUUCAGAGUGUGCUCCUCAUGCUGGGCUCCCCUGCAUCGCCACGGAAACGGCCCUUUGAGUUGCUAAGCGACCUGGUGGAUGACGGCGGCUUCGGCGAGGACCUGCACCCGGAGCGCUGGGAUGUGUCCGCGCUGGACGAGAUGGCUCGCUACACCAAGCUGGGCCUCGGAGUGGGAGGGGAGCUGCUGGCGUGCUCCGAGGAGGCCGUCCUGAUUGGCCGCUGGGGGAGGAGUGCAGAGGAGCAACAGCUGCAAGAGGAGGAGGAGAAGAGGAGGAGGGACAGACACACAGCUCCUGUCAUCCAGGAAGUCCAGGCUGCGAGGAGGGAGGAGGGGUGUGUCUCUGUUUCCACGACAACAGAGAGGGGGUUCUGUGUCACAGGAAGAGGAGGACAGGAUGGGGGGCUGGUGAAGGAGCGUACGGUGGAGGUGUAUCAGGUGGAGCAGCAGGAGGAGGAAGAGGAGGAGGAGGUGACUGUGGCGUCAGCAAGUUUGUCUGUGGAGCACUGCAGCAAGGAGCACAACUAUUCUCUCAGCAAGGGAGAGGAGCACGGAGGAGCGGCGGGACACGCCUCCAAGACAGAGGAGGAGCAGGCGGAGGAGGCGGAGCAGGAGGUGCAGGGAAGAGAGGAGAGCAAGGCUAAGACUGAGCUAGACCUGGAGGAUGAGGAGGAGCAGGAGGAAGACGAGGAGGAGGAGGAAGGAGAGGAGGAGGAGGAGGAAGAGGAAGGAGAGGACGGAGCAGAGGAGACGACGGUGGAAGCUGAGCUCUCCAGCUCCUCCGAGACCGAAUGUGGUGAGUCCUGCUUUCAGUUCGUCUGAGUGUGUGUGUGUGUGUGUGUGUGUGUGUGUGUGUGUGUGUGUGUGUGUGUGUGUGUGUGUAGAGGGGACAUGUCUUCAGCCUGCUGCUCACACAGGAACCACCAGAGUCUGUCUCAGGUCCAGACCUCAGCAGAGGUGCAGAGAGAGUCUCACCCUGACAGGAGGUCCAGGCGUCUCCGGGGGUUUGAGGAUCUUCAUGUAGUCUAGAACUGUACGACCCCGGCCCUGACCCGGUUCUGGUUCUGGUGGGGGGGGCGGGAUCGUAGCAGAACAUGUGAAAUGAUCACAAACAUGAAAACUGAUCCGAACAAAAGUUUUGGUGAAAGUUUCAGAGAAUCACAGAAGUUCAAACUGCAGACGAGGAAACGAGGAAACGAGGAAACGAGGAAACGAGGAAACGAGGAAACGAGGAAACGAGGAACAGACUGAUUCAGUUAGAGGAUCUUCAGUGUUUGUUGUCGUGUUACUGUUACUGUCAGACCACCCCUUUAAGAACUUUCUUUCUUUCUCUCUUUCUUUCUUUGUUUCGUUCUUUCUUUCUUCCUUCCCCCGUCUGUCCCUCCUCACCUCCUUUUCUUUAACUUUUCUCUCUUCUUUCUUUUAUUUCUUCGAUACUUUUUAUUUCCACACUUUUUCCCCUGAUGUCUAUAUUUCCUUUAAACUUCCUCCUCUUUUGCUCCCUUUCUCCUCCUUCCUUUUUUCUGUCUUUUUUACCGUACUACCUUUCUUUCCUCUUUCCUCUUUCCUCUGUCCUUCUACCUCAUAAACUUUUGUUUCCUUCUAAAUACCUUCUUUCCCUCCUUCCUUCUUUUCUACCUCUCUUCCAUCCUUCUGUUUUUCCUUCCUAUCUUCCUUCCUCCCCUUAUUCUUUUAUACUUCCUACCUUCCUUCUCUCCUUCCCUCCAUCUUCUCUUUCCUUCUUUCUUCAAAACUUUGUUCAUUUCUUCCUUUCAAUCCUCACCUUCUUCUGUCCUUUCUCCCUUCCUUUCCUUUGUCCUCUCCUUUUCUCCUUUGUACCCUUCUUCCUUUCUUCUGUCCUUUAUACCUUUCUUCCUCUCUACCUUCAGUGUUUCCUUCUGUCCUUAGUUCCUUCCUCUCAUCCAAUCCUUUUUUCUUCUAUUCUUUCUCUAUUCCUUCUCUCCGUCCUUCUGUUAUUUCACCCUUCAUUUCUUAUGUUACCUUCCUUCCUUCCUUCCUUCCUUCCUUCCUUCCUCCCUUCCUUCUGUUUAUCGCCAGUAUAAAUCCCGUCUGUGUGUAACAGGUGGUUUUAUAAAUUUACAGUCGACUGUUUCCAUGAUUGAUCGAUCAGCUGUUUGAUAAACUUUUUUAAAAUUAAACAACAUCCAGAAAUGAACCUUUAAAUCACAUUUUCAUCUGGACUUUAGACAUUAAUAACGUUAAUGUAGGAGAUUUAGCGUUAAUGUGCAGUGUGGUUUCUAUGGCAACGUGGGAAUAGCUUCUUCUCCUCUCACAUUACCGACACGUUUCCGUGAUAAUUACGGUUUGUUUCUCUGAGUCUUUUUCUUUGCAGCCUUGAGAGGGAAAAGUUGUAAUUGGUCAGUUUGAAUAUCACUUCACUUUUCUCGUAUUGAUUCACGCUCUUUUGAUUUCCCAUCAAACCUACAUGAUCGCUGUUGAAGUUGGCCGACUUACUGCGACUUAAAUCUCAAACACCCACUCGUGCUCCGUACUAAUAUGGAUUUAAGGAGGAUAAGCGCUCAGAAACUGAAUUUAUCAUUACUGUGUUUUGGCAGCCUGGAGGUAGUUUGACUUGUAAAAACAAAUCCCUAUAUCUGUUGGCUAAAAACAUGUUUGAACUCGGCUUCUUCUGAUGGACAAAAAUGAAAGAAAAUGAAGCUUUUUACUGCCAGAGAUACCUGGCUCCUGCUCAGGAACAGCGAACUUCUUUAAAUGUUCUUGUUUUAGUCGUCGGUCUCUGGAAACUUUGUGUGAGUAAUAGAAAAUACAGGAUCUGAAAGUGUUGACCGUUCGGAUUCCUCUGCUCUGAAAUCAUUAUUCUCAAACAGAUCUGGAGGAUUCAGCAUGACUGUGCAGGUUUUCUUCAAGUCAUGCUGAGUGGGACAGUUGUUAGCUCUGUUGUUGUCAACGGCUCAGACUGACUCAGCGUUUUAACAUUUAACUGGUUCUAAGAACAGGAAGUCAGAAGUGUGUUUACUGCGUUUAAUCGCAGCAGCAGAAGAAGAAAACAUCACGGGGGAGCAGGAGCAGCGGGAGGUUUGUAAACAGAUGAAUUAAUAUCAGGGCCAGGACUCAAACACGUUAAUUAUGAUUAAUUAAUUACAGAAAUAUUUAAUCUCUUUAAAAAUAUAAAUGCAUAUUAAUCACACCUACUGUAUUUUUGUGCUGCUGUGUAUACCGCUUAUACCGGCACACCCUAAUGUGAGUGAGUGCAGCGGUGAUCCCAGUCCCACCGAGCGCGUGGAAAAAUCAUGGAUGGAUGUGUUGUGAUUGGCUCCGGCGUGGAUGGGCUUCUUUGUUUUAAAAAACAGGUGGAUAAAAGCCUGGAUUAGAAAAUGGUGCAAACUAAAAAGAAUUGUUAUAUCACCGCAGCACGUCACGGUAUCACCUGAAUGCUAAACAUGUUGCAGCUAGCACAGAAGCUAACGUUUGUCAGACUCUGAGUUACAGCGACCCACAACCAACCCAGUAAACCAAUUAAAAUGUGAUUAAUCACAAUUAAUUAAUUACAAAGCCUCUGAUUAAUUUGAUUCAUUUUUUAAUCAAGACCCAGCCCUGAUUAAAGGGAUAUUCCGGCGUAAAAUUAAUGUAGGGUUAAUGCAUGUGGUCCUUCAUUCUCACUUCAGCCCAACUGGAGAGAGAAACGAACAAAUCACUCGAGGAACUGAUUCGGUUCAGGACGUUCACUUAAAAGAUUCAGUUCUUUUGAACGAAUCGUUCUCGGACAACACAUCACUAGUUCUGAGCAUUAUUUGUGGCUAUAGAGUGGCGUUUUGGUUGGGGGCGUGUCUCUCUGUAUUUCUAUCCUGCGGUCGUUACUAAAGUUGGUAUAACUAGAGAAGAGAGCGGUUGACAACAUUCAUCUCUGGAGGGGGGGUCUAACUCGGUGUUACGGCGUGUUUGACCCUAAAUUAAUUUUAUGUCAGAAUAUCCCUUUAAUAUCACACAGUCUUCAUUCUCAUGACCUGACCUUGGUUUGUUUGUGUGCAGACCCUCACUGAGCCUGAAAAUCUUUUCACAGAUGGAUUUUUUUUAUUCAUUCUAGGAGCUUUUUUAUGUCUCUCUUUUGAGCGUGUUUGCUUUGACAUUGAUCACCGCUGAAGCGAGGACUGAAAGUCAGGGUGUCUCAGUUUGAGCUGCAUCACGUCUUUGACCAACUCUUAAUGAAAUGGAAACAGAAAUAAAUCGCAGGCGUCUCUUUUAUUUGACUUCUGUCUGAGACGUUGCGCUGGAGUGAACCGACAGUCAAACAGCAGGACUGAGUUCAUAUCUGACCGCUUUGUUGUUGAGGUUGUUGCUUAAAUGUCAUCGGUGACCUCAUGUCCGGACCACAGCGCGUGAAAUCUCCUCAUGUAUAUUAAAGAACUCGUCUGUUAGCUGACUUCACUUCAGAUGAAUAUCUCUCCCCAGCCUCUCUCCUCCUCUGAUAAACAAAUCUCAGGUGUCACGUUUCAAGGUAAAGGCGAGGUCAGCGGCUGGUUCUCAGGGGCGGGUUCAUGUUUCAACAGACGCCGGACAUCAGUGUCGAUCUGUGGGCUGUUAGCAUGAACCCACACUGUUUGAGAAGGAAGAAGACGGAGCAGACCGAGGCGUUUUCUGCAGACUGGACCAGACGUCACGUUGUUACACAAGCCCUCCUGCAAGUGUGUGUGUGUGAGUGUGUGUGUGUGUGUGUGUGUGUCCCAGCACAGGACUUCACGACUCUUUACCUCCAGUCUGAUCUCAUCCUGCCUCUGUUUUUCUUCAUUUUGUACCCCAGUCCUGGUAAAUUUGCAGACGCGUCUCGUCCCCGCUCCUGCAGCGGCAGCUUUCCAUGUUGGAUUAUUUAUGAAACCAUUAUUCACGGCUUCGGCGCGCCUGAGGCUAAUCUUGGGUGACGUGUGUGUCUCUCAUGUAGGUGUCUGUCUUUGCAGAGGCAUACAUGCAUGCAGUUUCAGAUGAUGCCGGCUUUGUAGUCCUGGACGUACAGGUUGUGUUUGUAGAUUAAGGCUUCCAGCGCGGUUUCAUAUCAGAAAAACAUAAACAUUAAUAGCUGUCAGUUAUGAUUACAGUUCAUCUGUCGGGGUAUUAAAAUCACUUCUAUAUGGCUGUCAAUGGCGCCCGCCUACGUGACGAUAUUCAAAAGUCUGUUUUAUUUCCCGGAGUAUUGACUCUAUGUUUGGAUUUUUGCCAUUUCCUGAUGCAACAUCUGCAGCAGAUUGAAAAUGUUGAUUUUUGUCUGUUUUUAUUUUAUCAAAGUGGAUUUUUAAUGAGCAGAAACACGUUUGGAAGAAAAAACAAAUACCGGAAGAAACGAGCCAAAUACACAACUCAAGAUGUCUAUUUUGAAUAAGUAAAUCUUUAUUUAUACAGCGCCAAUUCACAACAAACUCCUCAUGAUGUUUACAAAGAGGUCAGGUGGUAGAACCAAAAGUUCGACAGUUUUCAGGACACUUUUCUGGCUUUUCCGGACUUCUAGAGUCUUGAUCUUUGAGAAAUGCGACUUUUUCUUCUCUCUUAUUGAUCAGAUGUAGGGGUGGGCGAUAUGAACUAAAACAUUUAUUACGAUAACUUUUGCUAUUCUGGCAAUAACGAUAAAACUCCCAAUAAAAAUAUUAUAAUUCCAAACUAUAUUUUUGACUCAUUUUGUCUUGAGAACACCAGUUGGAGUCGUCAAAUAAGAUACUGAACCACAAGUUUGAGUGGAAGGUGAUGGAGAAAAAAACUGUGACAAACAAGUUUCAAACAUGAAAAAACUUUUAACAUUUUUAACAGAGUGAACACUGACCGACGUUUCGCCCGUCUAAACCCCAGUCUUGAAGGAAAUCCCUCAUGUGGAGCCUCGUUCAGUAACCAGCUGCUCAAAAACGUCUUCUUCACCACCUUCACCUAGGGCUGGGCGAUGCGGCCUCAAAUCAAUAUCACGAUAUAUUGAUCAGUUCACCUCGAUAACGAUAAAUGGACGAUAACUACUCCACCAGCUGCUCACCCCCUCCCACAUUAACUUCGUCUACUUCAGCUGCUCCAACUUUCUCUCCGUCCUCCAUCUCCUCACCUGUCUUUACCUCUUUGUUACAGACUGGAUGGGGCGGAGUCACGUCUCUGAUGUAGGACAGCGUCUUAAAGGGACAUGAGACCAUAGCCUACCUACUUUGAUUUAUUGAUUUUUGUGAUACCGAAUUUACCGAUAUGGACAAAGUGACGUCGGUUAUUGUCGUAAAUUUUGGUGUCUGUAAAUUUUCGGUUUAUCGCCCAGCCCUAGUUUAUAUGUAUGAAAUUUUUAUGAUAUUUGUUUUAACAGAUUUUAAUAAGUUCUGUAUGUUUUAAGGAGAAUGAGACUCCAGAGAAUAAUCUUAAUGACAUGAUAGAUAGAUAGAUAGAUGGAUAGAUAGAUAGAUAGAUAGAUAGAUAUUUUUUUAUUUUUUGGACACUGAAUAUAUUGACACGGGCAAAAUGAUGUUGGUUAUUGUUGUAAAUUUCGGCAUCAGUAAAUUUUCAUUUAUCACCCAGCCCUACCUUCAGCCAUGUUUGUUCUGUGUGGUCUAUGGCAGCGAGUCCGUCGCUCGCGCUUGCGUCCUCCGCUUGUACUUAUCAUGAGAUGUUAAACAAUUAUCGCAGAGUAUUUUUCUGACGAUAAAUCCUGAACGAUGAUUUAUCGUCCACCCCUGUUUUUUGGAAGUCAAGUUAAUGAACUCCUUAUCGUAUGAAAACAUAGACUCACUCUUUGAUUAUUGAACCUGAGGAAUCAUUGACGAAAUAAUCCCGUAAUCUUGAAUCAGCAGCGUUUAGUUUCUCCUGAUAACAGAUGAUUUAAUUGACUUUAUCUUGAUAUAAUCCUGUAAUAAACGUGUUAAUUAGAGAAGAUGCUGCGUGCUUAUUUAGUGUCAGAGGAAAAUGUUUUAUCAGGUUUAAUUUCAUCAGAGGUGAAGAUGGUCGACUUCUUUCAUUUUUCAGCUAAUAGAAGAAGUUUGAUGAAGUAAAAUAAAUGCAGAUUACAAAGAAAUCCGUCAUUUGGUCCCAAGAUAAGAAGGAAAAAUCAAGCUGCUCUGUGAAGCAGCAGCUUUGUAGUCUGAAGAUAAGUGAGGUGUUAAUCUGUGAUCAGAAGAUAACAGGAUCAAAUAAAUAUCUGCACACAGAGCUGAGACUAAAGUUAGUCCAGAGUGGAGACGCCUGAUCCGUCUAAUCUGAGGGAGAGGUUAUGAAGUGUGUUAUCAUCACAGGUCAGUCAGAGUUUAGACAAACAGAGCGGCUCUCUCUCUCCUCUCUCUCUCCUCUCCACAUCCUUAUUUGUAUUAGAGAGCUGAGAGAGAGAGAGAGAGAGAGAGAGACAGAGAGAGAGAUAGAGAGAGAGAGAGAGAGAGAGAAGAUAAGAUCAUGCCUGAUAAGAGAACCAGAGCCGAGGAGAAGCUUUCAUUUCCACAGUGCUGACAGUAAGUACUGUCUGUGGUCGUCGUCUUCAGUCAGACUGAGCGAGCCCUGAGUCUGUGGUGGGCCCACAUCCCACACCAUCAUCUGUCUCCACCUCAUCUCCACAGUUCGCAGCAGAACUUGGAAAUUAUCAUCUGUGUGUGACAGAGUAGGAAACAAGUAAAACCAGGACAGAGAGAAUCAAGUCAUGAAUGAAGUCCACAGUUACAGAAUGAUCCGGUUUGAUCUCAGCAUCUGUUUUUUCCAGGUGUGUCAGUGUGGUUCUGAGGGUUCUGAGGGUUCUGAUGGUUCUGAGGGUUCUGAGGGUUCUGAUGGUUCUGAGGGUUCUGAAGAACCCAGCGAUGGAGAACUUUGUUUUUCAGUGAAACCUUUACUAAAGUGUUAUUUAACCAGAAACUCGACAAGUGAUUUUACACUUUAACUCGACAGUCUUUAAUUUGGUGAAGGUUGACCGGCUGCUCACUGUAGAACAAAAACUAUGGAUCUAUUAUCACUCUAUUCUAUUCUAUUCUAUUCUAUUUGUUCUGUUCUUUUCUAUUUAGUUAAUUCUGUUUUAUUAUGUUGCCUCUUAUUAAAUAAUGUUUAUUUUAGUCUAUUAUGUAAAAUUCUUUUAUUUUGUUCUUUUCUGUUCUAGUUUUCUUUGAAUUUUUUUUUCUAAUCCAUUAUAUUCAGUUUUCUUUAUUUAAUUUAUUCUGUUCUAUUCCACUCUGUUCUAUUUGUCCUGUAAUAUUUUAUUCUAUACUUUAUAAGUCUGUUCUUUUAGAUUCUAAUCUUUUAGAUUUAUUCUAUUUGAUUCUUUUCUACAUUAUUCUACACAGAAAAAAUCUAUUGUGUUCUAUUCCUUUAACUCUAUUCUAGUCUGUGACAGUUUAUUUUGAUUCUAUUUUUCUGUUUUCUAUCUUAUUCUGUUCCUUCUAUUCCAUUCUAUUCUAUUCUAUCUUUUUUAUUAACCCGUUUUUUUCUUUUCUUUUUUCUAAUCAUCCUUUUCAGAUUGAUUUUCUAAUUAUUGUAUAUCUGUGCUGUUUAGCUUGUUCUAUUCUGUUCUACUCUAUUAUAUUCUUUCUAAUGCUAUUCUAUUUUAUUCUACUAUAUUUAUACUCACAUAGACGUCUGAGGUUGAAUUUCUUUGCUUUAAAUUGUUAUUAAAGUUCCAUUUAAAUCUGUUCCAGUUGAAAGAAUCGGUUAAUUAAAGUCAGUUAAUCACAUGUUUCUGAGUUUAUCGGCUCUAAAGUUGUUUUAAAACUCUAAAAUAUGAUUAUUUUCUAAACUUUAAACAUUUGUGUGAUCAUGAUAGUCCAGUCAGAUACAGUUAAAUAAAUGGGAUUAUUAACCAGCACAGCCAUCUCCAUAUCUUUGUAAUAUCUCCGUAUCUUCCCAUCCGCUCACUCAGUAAAGUCCCCCUCUCUCUGUUUAUUUCUCUGCAGAAGUGGAAGCCGAGCCAGUGAGACAGCCAGGAGAGCGCCCGUCGAAGCGUCGAUGUUUCUGGGAGUACAGACGCGCACGAGAGUCGGCCACGAAGAAGAAACUGGGCGGAGACGUCCACUGGUCCUUGUCCUGGAGCUCCAGCACUCUGCCCAGCACACUGUACCGCAGAGAGGGUGAGAACAGCAGCACAGGUCCCACCGAUCCAUCCUCUGAGAUUCAGUCAGAAAAUCAGGAUUUUCCCUCCUGCUCUCUGAAAAAUAACUGAUGGAUUAAAUUCUGAUUUCAGAGAGGUGUGAGUGAAGGUGUAGAGAGUUUGGAGUUGACUGAAACGCCUCUCACGCUGCAGCUGAAGUGUCCCAUUUCUUUAUUCUCUUGUGAGCGAGAGCCCUACAUACAAGUUUAACGUCAAAAUCGGAAACUUUCAUUAUUCUCUCGAUGAGUUUGUCUUCAUGUGUCUGUAGCUCAGCAGCAGCAGCAGCAGCGUGACAGUCUUUUCAUGUUGUAACACAUGUCAACGCCACACAGCUGCGUCCUCUAAAGUGAACAUUUUUCAUCCUGGUACGACGAGAGGAGCAGCUCACAUUUCCAUGACAGAUUACAGUCAGGAUGUCGUUGUUGUAGCAGCGCGAUUUCAUCAAACUCAAAAAAAAAAAAAACAGAUGUCUCUUUCAUCUGUUUUUUAAACAUUUCCCGCUGACUGUUCAUGGUUUACAUUUGGAGAGAUUUCAGAGGGGAAUUUACGACUUCAAAUGACUCAUAUUAUAUAUAUAUAUACCUGUUUUUCUCCUCGAUCCACAAUGGAAGCGUGUUGCAUUCACCAAAUAAAAAAAAGGUGAUCGAGUGAUUUUUUCUUUUCUUGUCUAUUUUUCAAAAUGUUUAAUUUUUUUUUCUGUUUUUGGAUUUUAUUUUUCUUUUUUGUUUUUUAAUUUUUUAAUUUUGUUUUUUGGGGAAAAAAAAAUCUUUUCUGUCAUUCGGAUUUUUUUUUUCCGUUAUUGUUUUUCGAACUUUUUGUUCCUUUCUGUUUUUCAGAAUAUAUAUAUUUAAUUUUUCCUGUUUUUUCAGAUUUUUUUUCUUUUCUGUUUAUCGAACUUUUUUUUUUUUCCUUUUUUCUGAAUAUUUUUUUUUUCAGUUUUUGUUUUUCAAUCUUUUUUUCUAUUCGGUUUUUGGGACUUUCUUUUCUUUUCUUUAUUUUGGAAUAUAUAUUUUUUUGCCUUUCUGUUUUUCAGAAUAUUUUUUUUUUUCUGUUUUUCAGAAUUUUUAUUUUUAUUUUCUGUUUUUCAGACGAAUUGUUUUUCCUAUACUCUGGGAUUAUGAUCAUUUAAAAACAGACACCUUUAUCCCCCCCUGCUCGAUGUAUUUAAGCAAACAUGACCCACUUGUUUGCUUCCAAUACUUGCGCAGACACCUCAGGAUUUUCAUACCCUAUGUUUAACUAAUAACAUGUUUUACUCUCAUUGACCCCGUAGUCGAAGUUAUGGAGGAGCUGGAGAAUCUGCUGAUUUGGAGCAGGAGCGGUGGUUAACGUGAUCUGAUUGUAUGAGAUUCUCGCAGGAUUUUGGAGUAUCUCGUUUAGUCAGGAAAAAAAAAUACUCUGAAAAACAGAAAGACAAAAAAAAAAAUAGUACCAAGAAACAGAAAGAAGAAAAUUAGUCUGAAAAAACAGCAAAGAAAAAAAAAACAGUUUCCUUUUUUUUUAGUGAAUGCAACACGCCUCUGUGAUCCUCAGCUCUAUUAGACGCUCAAAAUCCAAAUAUUAUAUGAUAAGAAAAAAGGAUUUCAAAGAGAAAUACACGAUUUUGUUUUGUCAUUUGUUCCAGGCAAAAAAGGGCGCCGCAAAGCCCGCAAGACAGACGCCAGCGACCUGACACCAAACCCACAGAAGCUCCACAACAUCGGGGAGCAGCUGCAGAAGCUAAACGCCGCCAUCGACGGCAUGGGUCCAGUCAACGACCUGCCCGUCGUGGCUCGAGCGCGGUCCCGUAAGGAGAAGAACAAGCUAGCCUCAAGGUACGCGACUCAUCUGUGAGCCCUCCCACGUCUCCUUCACGGCGUUUGAGCCUCUGAGACUCGCAGUAUUGAUUUGAGAGGCAUGAGUGGGCAUUUAGAGAGUUUUUUUCACGCUGUUUUUAAGUCAUUUGCAGAGAAAAUCAGAGGAGAAUCCUGCAGGGCUCUGUGGUUUGGUAUCAGCUGUCUUUAGCCUUGAUAAGAUCCGUCUCCAAGAAUGUGCCGCCUUUCAAAGCUGACCUUUUAACUGUGUUUCUAGAGGUCACACAGAGGCUGGAAUACAUUGAGAAAAAUAUCUCAUCUAGUAUUUGAAGCACGGCGGGUGUGUGGAGGGGGGGAAAUGGUCUGAAUUCCAACGUCUCUCAGUUUUCUGUAGUGUCAGAAAGCAUUUUCCUUCCACUCUCCUCGCUGAAACACAGCGUACCGCGCUGAAGAUGACCUUUAAAAUCUCAGCCUCUGAGGAACCUGCCGUCAUACGCCUCUAUCUAAUUUAAAUGCACAUUCAGAUCUGUCUAAAAGAUAUCCCCGAGGAUGAAACACACAACACACGGCCUUGAAAAUGUAGGGCAGGGGUGUAUUUUUGGGCUGAUUGCUCCUUUUUUUAACGAGCCGACUGUAAAGACGAGGACGGUGGAGUAAAUAAAGGAAACAACAAAGCAGAGGAGAUGGAUGCAGCAGGACGAACGGAUGAAUGGAAGGAAAUCAGGGCAGGACUGAGGUGGCAGACAAGAGGAGUUAGACGAGGAAGGUCACGGAGAGUUCAUCGGUUUUAUUCGGACCAUCAUUUCAGAGGGCGACUCUGGGAAUAUCGUCUUAUUCCAAACAUAUUAAAGACGACACAAACAUCAGAAAAGAGAAGAAAACAGCAGGAUACAGAGAAGGAUGGCGAGUCAUUGUGUCCUUUCCUGGCGCUGUAACGUGACCGAGUUCAUGGUUAACUUUAAUAUGCAGGAAUUUCAUCCGCAGAGUCGCGUCUUUUUGUUCUGAGAGGUCAGAGUCGGCUGAGGGAUUAUCAAACCGCCUCCAGUCGCUCUCAUUCCUUCCUCAAACAACUCAGAAUCAAUCGUCCCGGAGCGACGAAGAGGAAAAAUAACACCCCCGAUCCCUAAAUGAGAGCGAAGGAGGAAGUCCUGAACGAUAACAGCGUCGAGUAACAGUCAGGGUCACUAUCUGAGGGGACUGAAGUCUCACCAGCAGCUCCGUUAGGAAAUCAUAUCACUUUAUUUAUACAGCACCUUUAAAGGGGACCUGCCAUAAAAAUGUAAUUUUGUGUGUUUUUUUGUGUCAUAUAAGGUCCAUAUUAUGUUCGUCUUAUGUUGUACAUGUGAAAACAAACCGUUACGUCGUUUGCAUUCUGUAAAGGUUUAAAAUAAAGGAACGAGUAAACCAGGCCAAUAGAAAAAGCAGGUCAGUGUUACGUUGUGCCGACGUUGCUCAUUAUAAUUCACGAGCGCGUCCUCGGUGAGCCGCGCCCACUCUCUCGUUCUCGUACUCAGUCACAGCCAGAGCGAGACCCAGCUACCGCUGUAUCCGCUAUGGGUCUCUUCCAAACGAUCGGUGUUUCCUUCGGUUCACUGCCGGGAAAAUGAACUUAAAGCCGGACAGAAUGAAUGAGAAAACACCGCUGGAGAUCUCCGGCUUCUUCCUCAACUUCCACCUCCUCUUCGGACUCGGGGUCUAAAAUAUAUGGUUUAAUACCUGCCGUUUUUAGCCUUUAGCAUAAGGUGACCAGACGUCCCCGAUUUCCGGGGACAGUCCCCGUAUUGGAUGACCUGUCCCCGGCAAAAGCUGUCCCCAAAAAUGUCCCCGAUUUAAGCGUUUCAUGAAUGAGAGCAAAAAUGUUGCGUGUGGGCUCGAACAACGGUUAUUACAGUAGCCGAAUUUAGUUAGCAGUCCUGAACAACAGUUCUUACGGGGGUUAUUACAAGGGGCAUGCGCUGCUACUAAAUAGUACCGAGACUUUGUCUGUGAUCACACAGCCCCUGCAGCCCCUGCACCGCCGCCGCCCCACCGAAUAUCCCCGGAUAUCAUUACAGACAUCUGGGCACCUUACUUUAGCACACAUUAGCAUAUGCUAUUAGCAUUAGCAUAAUAACAGUGGAUGAACCGAAAUCCGAACCUCCACUGCUGAGCCAAUCAGAGCACAGCAGGCUUCACAGCAGCGAUCCAAUCAGAGCAAAGCUCAUUACCAUAAAUGUUAAUGAGCCAAAACCAGUUGGUUUUCCUGUAAGGUUUUUUAGGCAGACUAAAACAAACCAUCAAAUAACUUUUCAGCUAAAAUUAUGUUGCAAACAUGAUCAGAGGACAUCAAGGAUUAUGAAAAAAUGAUAAAAAUGGGGAUGAAAUUUUGGUGGCAGGUCCCCUUUAAAAACAGAUGAAACAAACUCACUUUAAAACAACCUCAGCUGAACAUAAACAGACAAAACAACGACAUAAAAAACAAUCAAAAAACAAUUAAAACAAUGGAUAAAAUAAAAGCAGAUAUUAAAAAGUAAAAUAUAGUUUAAGUGUUUUUAAAAACUGAUUUAAAAACAUGAUAAAAAUAACUAAAAACAAAUAUAAAACACUGAAACAGGAGCCGAGUCUCAUGAAUAAAACUGGGUUUUAAGACGAGUUUUUAAAAUGGACAGUGUGUGGGGGCUUGUCUGAUUUUGGGGCUGCAACAGAAAAAGAUCUCUCCCCUCUGAGCUUCAGUUUGGACCUCGGUACCUCCAGGAGCAGCUGAUCAGCUGACCUGAGGCUCUGAGCGAGCGGGGGUGUAGGGGUGGAGAAGCUCAGAGAGGGAAGAUGGAGUCAGACCGUUUAAAGAUUUAAAAACAAAUAAAAGAAUCUUAAAAUGAAGAAUCUAAAAUGAACAGGUGACCAGUGGAGGGAGGUCAGGAUGGGAGUAACCUGCUCCCUCUGACGUACUCCAGUUAAGAGCCGGGCGGAGAGGGAGGACUGUCUGACUCCAAAGUAGAGUACAGUAAUCCAGCCGAGACAAACAGAGGCACAGAUUAACAAGAACUCAGACUAUAGAUCGUAACUGAUAAUUGAAAAAUGACGAUUGACAACAUCACAACAUCUCCAAGUGGCCUGGAGGUUCGAGACAUGAUGGAGAGGAAAAUCAGUUUUAAUGAUUUUAAUUUUUUAACAUCGUUAUAAUCAAAUAAUCCGAUUUUAAGUCGAUGAAUGGUGCAGCCCUAGAUGUUUGAUUUUCCAAAAGUCCUCCUGUUCUGAACCCCGAGUGUUUGACUCCUUUAACCUGCUGCAGUGACAGUAAUGGAUCUGUCAGUCAUCGAGCUCCCAGCUGACUCUUUAAAUAGCUGCUUUAAUAACGUCUCAGGGCAUCUUUACCCACAUCACAGUGACACUGCUGCGCUCAGUCCCUCCCUGAGGACCUGCUCAUCUCUAAGCCUGCGCCUCGUUUCCUGACACACCGUCACUCGUCUUAAACAAAACAACAACAACGGCGAUUUUCCCCCGAACCUCUCCGUGCACCAGGAGCUUUUAAUUUGGCGAAUGCGCUCCUCCUUUUCUGGAAGCUGCUGGUUUCUUCUCCUUGGACACGACAAUUAAAUCAAUCUGCAGCUGCAGGUGAUCCAUCACCGUGAACAGCACGUCGGCUUCGGGGCUAUUUUUAGUUCUGCGUCGAGAGCGGGGUCUUUUUCUCAAACUCCACAUCGAUUUUAGGGCUCGAGAGAAAGAAGGGGAAGAAAAAAAAUUCCACAGCUUUAUUGUUUUGUGGUUGUCUACAUCCUUCCCAAAGCAGCAGGGAUUGUGGUCUAAAUAUGGGAGAUAAAAAAAGAGGCUGAGGGGGAACUUUUCAGCACGCAGGGAGACGCAGGAGACUAUUCUGUCAAACACUACAGGCCUGCGAGGGUUUUAUUUCCUCAAGUUUCAUUUAGCAGACUCACAGCCACCGGAAAAUAGAUAUUCUCUGCAGGCUGAGGAGAAAAGUACCCUUGAGAUGCAUUGAUAGAUUCAUUCCCUGCAGUCGUUUUCCAAACCCUAAACACUCCGAUACCAGAGGAGCCGUUUUUUUCUUCAGAGUCAAAGUGUGACGGAGGGGGAGGUUUGCAGGAAGACAUUUUCCACUCAUGACUCUCCAGCAGCUCUUGGUGUGAACCUGCAGACACUGUAACAAGAACACGCAGAGAGAGAGAGCCGUCGUCCUCUUCCAGACGACUGACCGAGCUUCUUCUUCUUUUUUCUUCUUUUCUCUGUUUCAGAGCCUGCAGGCUGAAGAAGAAGGCGCAGCACGAAGCCAACAAGAUCAAGCUGUGGGGGCUGAACCAGGAGUACGGUCAGUGCUGCACACUUCUCACUCCUCCUCUGAGGGUCUGGACCUUCAUAUAAAUCUGUCUAGAGGAUCAUAUUUGGACUGGACUUACUCAGAGACGCAUCUGCUCGAUUUGAAGCUCCUGUUAGAAGUUUUUAGCAGGUUAUUAAACAGAUUCAGAUAAAUGUAGACGCCUCUGUAUGAGGAGGAGGACGAAGACCAGCCGCUCUGAGGUUAAACUGGAGCUCAGUGUUGGGAUUUAACACUGACAUCCUUAAAUAUAGUUUACAGUUUCUCAGGAAUUAUACUGUGUAUCUCUACGGGAUAAAAAGUGUUUAAAAGUUUACCCCUUUAGACGAUCUAUCGAGGGUUUCCAGACAUUUCUACACCUGCCACAAGGUUUAAAAUCCAGCCACAGAAACAGGUGUUUGAUCAGAGGGAUCAUAUGAAGGUCGUCCCUGAAAAAGUCGUUGUCUGGAUGGACGCAGAUGUUGCUCCUAAACCUGGAGAUAUUGUUUAAAAAUGAGUAUGCAGAAUCUAUGAUUUCCAGUUCUUCGUUGAAAGGACAACUUAAGUCUAGUUGUCCUUUCCAAAAGAGUGUCAGGACAUCCCACGUGACACCAUUAAUAUAGUUUACAGUUUCUCAGGAAUUAUACCGUGUAUCUCUACGGGAUGAAAGGUGUUUAAAAGUUUACCCUUUUGGCGAUCUAUCGAGGGUUUCCAGAUGUUUCUACACCUUCCACAAGGUUUACAAUCCAGACACAAAAACAGGAGUUUGAUCAGAGACGUUUGAUGGUAAAUCUGCAGUGAAAACAGGAUUAUUGGUCAGAUUGUUGUGAUUAAAAAAAUCACUAUUACUAAAUGCUGCCAAUGUCUUCCGGGUUUGACGAGCUGUUUUGAUGAAAUCUCAUAUUCUUCUUCUAUCGUUCCUUGACGGUAGUGUCCAAUAAGAGAGGAGAAAGUUCCCUGCUUGUCUGUAAAAUCAGAAAUAAUGUUCCUCAAUGUUCGGAAACAAGAGAAGAGGAGAUUCUGAGCAUUCUGAUGUGGUCCUCUGUCUCAUCCCAGGAGUGGCAGAAACAACAACUGUAAAGAGUCAAAAACUCCUGGAAGAAUGAGUGUAAAUAUGUCAAUAGUUUCUGUUGUGUGUUUGUUCCAAUCCCAAUAUUUCUGCUCCUGAUAGACGAGACUUGAGAGACUAUAAUGAUCUUAUUUGGCUUCUCUGACUGGUGUUCUCACGACAAAAUGAGUCAAAAAUAGAGAUUGGAGACUUUUACUGUUGGAGAUGGAGCCUCAGCUAGCGGCCAAAUUAGCUCGCGUGAUUACGGAGGAACAGGAUUAUCAUAGUUCUGAAAUGUUCAUUAAUUUAGUUGUUGAUUUUAUUUUCUGAACUUUGAUGAGAUCUGAAGUUUGGAUUUGACGUCCGGAAACAUUCAUUCUCUCCUCUUUAUGAGUUUAUUACCUUAUUGUAGUAAAAUUUUAAGCUUAAAAUGGUUUUAACUGUUAGCCUUGUUCUUCUCAGUCGGUGAAAAUGUUUUUGAGAUCCCUGUUUUUGUGAUUUUGUUAUUUUUCAUCAGCGACAUUAGAAAUGGUGGAGAAGAGCCGCUCUGCUGUUAUUGGAGGUUAUUUUGGUUGUAAAAUAACUUUAAAAGUGUAAAAUAAACAUAAAAGAGGAACAGGGUUGGUAUUCACGGUGUAUCAUUCGCUCAUUUAUAGAUUAUCCUUCAGUCUUGUCUGUUUGGACUGAGUUAUCCAAAAUUAACAUUGUGCUAAACUUGCUAAAGUCAUGAUGUCUCCUGUGAAAAUCAAGGCUGUUAAACUCAGACAGUGAGAGGAUGUUUCUGAAAGAGCUUCAGUUGGACUUGUUUUAUCUCCGUCUUUAAAUAAGAAGAAAAAUCUCAGUCGGAUAAAAACAAACAGCCUCACAUUUGCUUUUCUUUGACACCAAUAUUUAGUUACAGAAAAUCCCGUCUUCAUUUGCUGUUUCAGCUUCCAAGCGAGAGAAACCACUUUGGUUGGAUUUAUUUUACACUCAGGCUAAUUUCCACUGCGGUCCCACAAACAUGAUGUUAAAUUUUAGAACUGGGAAGUAAAAUAAAUCCUAAAUAAAUGUACAGAAGAAACUGCUCCGCCAGAGAAGUUUCAUGGGGAUGAUAAUCGGAUCAGAGGGAAACCUCUGGGCAGUGACUUCACCUCAUUCCUGACGAUCAACACCUUUUCUCUCCCAAAUCUGUCCUCCUCCUCCUCCUCCUCCUCCUCGGCUUUGCUUCGCUUUGAUUCGACCUCCAGCCAGCGUCCAACUUCCUUUUGUCCUUUUUUUUCUCCUCCCGUUUCUUUUGACAUUCCUCUCAUUCCUGAUCUCAUCUCGGCGUUUCGUUGCGACGGCUUAAGUUGUGGUUCCUGCAGAUUUUUGCUCGCACUGACGGGAAGCCAAAACACACAGAGCUAACACCCCCCCCAAUCUUUGACUCUUUCUUCCUUCUUUUUUUUUAUCCGUCUCUCUCAUUCAUUUGCUCUCUUUUACUCUCUCUAUUGUCCGUCUCUGUAAUUUGCAUCCUAACAAAUAAUGUUUGAAAUUCAGAGCAGCAGAUUCGGCAGAGAACUUCAAACACGUACAUGUUGACGCUGAGAGUUUACUACAAAAAUGAUUGUUUCUGAUACUGAAUAAUAUUUAUUAUUUAUAAUUAUCUUUUUUUCUUUUUAAAGACUGUCCCCAUCUGCUUUUUUUCCCGGGUCUGCUGGGUCUUAAAAAGUCUUAAAACUUCUAAAAUCCAAUAAUUUGAAUUUAAGGUCUUAAAAUGUCUAAAGUUCACUUAAAAACUCAUAGAAUAUCUUAAAUACAAAUUUGAAAGAUCUUAAAAUUAUAUUAACUUACAAAUAAAAAUUGAUUUGAAGUUACUCAAAAUGUUCUGAUUUCUCUUCAUGUCUUUUGUACUUUUUUUGCCAUUAUGGAUGUAAAAUGGAUCUUAAAUUGUAUUUAUUAUGGUCGUAAAAAAGUCUUAAAAAUGAUUUGUUGAAACCUGCAGAGACACUGUUUAAAAGUCGUAAAAUUUCUUUAUUCCAAUAAUUCAAAUUUAAGGCCUUUAAAUGUCUAAAACUCUCUUAAAAUCUCAAAAAAUGUCUUCAAUACGAUUUGAAAGCUCCUUAAAAGUUAUUAACUUAACUUACAAAUAAAUAUUGUACCACACAAAUAAAGAUUGAUUUAAAGUAAUGUCAAAUGUUCUGCCAGUAUGGAUAUUAAAUUGGUCUUAAAUUGUAUUCAUUACGGUCUUAAAUAAAGUCUUGAAAAGUCUCAAAUGUCUAAAAUUCUCUUAAAACCUCAUAAAAUGUCUUAAGUACAAAGUUGAAAGGUCUUAAAAAUGUAUUUAUAUUACUUACAGAUAAAGAUUGAUUUAAUGUUCUGAUUUCAAUUCAUGUCUUUUGUACUUUUUUUAGCUGAUAUGGAUGUUAAAUGGUCUUAUAAAUUGUAUUUAUUAAAGUCUUAAAAGUCUUAAAAUCGACUCGUUAAAACCUGCAGUAAUCCUGUUUUAGCCACUGAUUUUUUUACAGUAAAACUGCUGAUCCAAAUCCUGACCGGCACAACUUUUAUUUUACAUUAAAAUUAUUAUAUUGAUUAAUUUUGAAGCAAAACCAUUUAAUAACCUCUUUUAAAAAAAAUCAACAAUAAGAAUUUUUUUUUUUUUGUCGAAUCAACAAACUCAUUCAAGAAUAAAAAAUCUGACUCUUUUUCAGGUUCAUGUAUCCGGCGUUAAACCUCUGUGUAACUCACUGUUGACUCUCAUUUACUCGUUAACACGUUAGCUCCUCAGCUCGACCUCUGUGCCUCUUUCAAGGUCGACCUGAACUCUUCUUCUGCCAUUUUUGGGUUUGAAACAUCACUGAAGCUGUGUCCAUAUCACAGUCACAUGAUCUGAAAACACGCUCCGUUCUUGAGUCUUCUUAAGUCUUUGCUGAGAGGCGUUUAUCGCUAACUGCUGGGGAGGAUUAAGAAAGUUUGUCGUUGUUCCCAGAGGCCUCGUAGCUCCAUCUGAUGAUAAACCGCGGGGUUGUUUUCGUCUUUCAGAGAAUUUGUUGGGAGCUCUGCUGCGGAUCAAGGAGGUGAUCCGACGGCGGGUGGAGAACAGCGAGGAAGAGGACACAGAUGAGCGAGGGAUGACCCAACGCCUGGAAGACAUCCUUCGAGAGUCCAGCGGUGAGAACAAAACACAAAAAACACAGAAAACGUUCUGAUAAUAAGACCGAACCCUUGGAUAACUUCAGUGAAAGUUGCUUCGAUUGGUCAGAGAGUGUCAAAGAACAGCUGAGCAUGAAGUUUAACAGGACAGUGUGGCUGUGCUCGCCAGCGUCUGUGUUUGUUUACAUCAGGAUAGUAGAGAAUUGUUGCAAUAACUGGAGCUGCUAGCGCGCUAGCUGUAGUAACUUUUCGAGAGAUGAGUCAGCGCUCUUAAAAACCGACGUUCACAGAGUUAUUUUCAUGUGAACAUUUGAGCUCGUGUCUCUUUGGGUUUAUCAUCAAACAUUUUUAAAACUGUCCUCUUAAACUAACGAUCUACCGAGAGAGCUUCUACUUCAAAAUAAAAGCAUGAUUUUACAUUUCAGGGAACAAUAUAGGAGAGGAGGGAGGUGGGAUCCCCGUGACUCGGCUUUGACCACAAACACCAUAAAUAUUUUAUCUUUACUCUGAUGUGUGACGGCCUCAAUGAGCGUGUUCCUGUGACUUCUAACUGUCUGCUCAGUUCCUUUUAAUCCUGCAUCCGUUCACCGUUCACCUCUGUUUGUGACGACACAGUUGAUAUAAGUCCUUAAAGUCAUGGUUGACGAUUGGAGAUAUCAGUAAUUAUUAUGAACCUCGUUUCUAUGGCGAUCAUGGUCCUAAAGUGCGAUCUCCACAAAGUGAAGAGAAAGAAGAACGGAAAAAAUCUGUUCACCCUAUCAGGUGCAGGGCUGCAAAAACAUUGACCAAUAGGAGCCAUCCGCCCCGGACAGCUCCUAUUGGUCAAUUUCCUGCUCCGCCUCUCCAUCCAAUCACCUCGCUGUAUUCGACACACCCCUCUCCCGUAGUUCCGACUCGUCCUCGGAGCUCUGAGCGGCUAAAAGUAUCGUAGCAGCUUAGCUACAGGAGCUGUGAUGGAGAAGGACACGAAAAAAAAAAAAGAAACUUCUACUCGAAGAAAACGCAAGCCGACAGAAGAGAGGGCGGAGUCAAAGAGGACAUGUGAUCAAGCGAGGAACGUGAAUAACCAUCGGGUCAUCCUUGGAGCGGUGGAGAAAACAGACGCAGAGACAGCAGAGUUUUAGUUGAACAGGUCAUUUUAUCUCCUUUUAUCGUGGCUCAUGUUACAUAAAUAACUCUGAUUAGUCUCUGACAUGUCAACACGGUAGCUGCAGACGGCGCUCGCUAGCAGAGCUGGCGUUUACUGACGCUAGUCACUAACAAUCCGACAUGGUGGAUCCUAUUUGAAGCUAGAGUAGGUGAUACAGGUUUGGGAGGGGGGGAAAUAUUGUGGAGCACAGAGGGGAGAGGUUAGUGUGUUUGGGGGGGUGGGACGCUUUUUUCACAUCUGCCUCGACGGCUCAGUUUUUUUUAACUGUUUCUCAGAUCGUCGACCAUGACUUUAAACGGGGUCGAGUCGAGGUCUUUAAAAUCCCAAAUAAAUGUUUGUUUAUCUGAAUUUCUGGUGAUCUCGGUUCGUUUUCACGGCUCUGCAGGUCCUCUAGUCGCUGGACGGACCAAAGACUUUGUGCAGAGGAUUCUGGCAGCCAGCGCAGGGGGUCAGAACCAGCACAAAGAUCCCCAGCAGGGAGGCGACGAGAUGGCGGGCUAAACCAACCAGAAUCUCCCCGUUGCUCCUCCUCCUCCUCCUUCUCCUCCUCCUCCUCUUUCUUUGUCAUCCACGCCUUCCCUCCUCUCUGCACCACCAACAAACCAACCGACUAACUAACCAAACCUGACCUGAGCGAGCUCCUCUCCGCCGCCUCCACUCACACUGAUCAGGGAGGUAAAGAGGAGGAGAUGUUGGGAUAGAAGAAGAAGAGGAGAAGAAGGAAGGAGGAGGAGGAGCCUAAAGAAAAUGGGAGCGAAUAACCACCCUGCUCCUCCUGCUGGCCCUCCAAACAGCAGCCGUUCUUCACCGCUCUGUCUCUGCAGGCUGCACCCAAAACCACCAACACCACCGGGCCAGAGCUGCUGCUGCUGCUGCUGCUGCUGCUGCUGCUGACGUCUCUGUAUUCUGUGUUCUGUCUGUGUGUGUGUGUGUGUGUGUGUGUGUGUGUGUGCGUGCGCGUGUUCGGACAUGUAACAUACUGUAUGAGCGUGUACAGUGUCCCUCUCCCUCUGUGUGCUGUAUUCGUAUCCCAGUGUGCCUAUGAAUAGACAUUGCACUGUUUUGUAGAUGGUUGUAGUUGCCGGCAGGGGACCGGUAGUGAGGCGAGGGCGAGGGGGCAUUUGAGGAUAGAGGAAGUGCUAAAAUAAGGAAGUGGGAGGAGCCCAGGCCGGGGUUGGGGGGGGGGGGAGACAAAGACGCCAUUAUGUGUCUGUGUUGUUAUUUUCAUAUGUCUGGCUGGGCUCCUAUAGAAGCGCUGCAUACCACUGGGAUUGCAUCUGCAUCUGAAAUGUCAGUCAGUGUUGUGAUAUUCAACAAUUGAUGGAGUCCUGAUGCCAGAGCAGCUGUUGACGGAAACAACAGCCUGUUUGUUGUGGAAAAAGUCCCUGGAGCUUUAAUAAACCCCCCCUCCCACCCCAAGUCCUCCGUCCCCGAACUCUUCAGCACCCCCCCCCACCCUCCAAACGUUCACAAAACGAAAGAGAAAACUGCACCUUAAUCCAAACUGACCAAAGAGAAACCACACUGCUGAACCACUCGGACACCAAAACCUCUCACCGCUUCAGAUGCUGCCAACCAUUAACACAUCGUUUCCUUUUUGAGGGAGAGUGACUGAAUAUUUGGAGAGUCCUCGUGUUUACCCGCAUGCAUCCACACAGGAUGAAUUAAACAGACUUGCCCUCGCAUAAAUGCACUAUUAUCAUCCACCUGAGAGGCCUGAGAGUGGUGUGACAGAACAGAGAUGACUGACUGAGUCGGUCUGGUGCUCCUUUCAGCUUUUUCUGCAGUGGCUUUAUUUCCACACACACACACAUAGACACACACACACACACACACAAAGGGAAGAGUCCUCAAUGCCUUGCCGGAGCCCUCUCCUCAGCCCCCUGACCUGAUUAUGUAGCGCACCUUCCUGAAUUGCAAUGACAAAAACAACAAAAAAAAAAACAUUUUUAGAUCUAGGAGCAAAUACCUUUUUCUGUUUGUUUUGACUGAUUUUGUUUUUCGUCGAUGCCAGAGCUCACCCAGUGGGCGUCUUCUUGAGUCUUGAGAGAAAUCUGCCUCUCUUUCUUCUUGUGGUCUUGGCUGAAGCUGUAGACCAACCUGUCCACGGUCUUUAAAUGUUGGACAUUAAAAAAAAAAAAGUCAAGGACCCUUUGAAUUGCACUGUGGUUAAAAAAAAAAAAAGAUUUAAAAAAGAAAAAAAAAGAAACUUCGCACCUUCGAUGAGGGCUUCAGAUCCUCCAAAAGAGAGAAAAGAGACUCUUGGCACUUUUGGUGUAGAGACAGAUACUGAUUGAGAGACUUUUGGUGACCGCCUGCUGGUCCGAGUUCGUCUCAGUUUGGUGCUAAAGCAACUCAAACCUAAGAGAGGCAUCAGGCAGUAAGUGCUGACUGGGUUUUGGCCUGAGAGUGAGCAGACUGUUGUAAUAGGCAGUUUGUUUGCAUAAUGACGCCUUUCUGAAGUGCCUGGAGCUUAAAGCCACAGGGACCUGUGCUAUUAUGAUCUUGAACCCUAUUACAAGGUAAAAACCAUGACUACUGCUCCCAGCUGGGCCUCACUUGACUUCACCUAAAGGAAGACAGAACUGCAGGCCUGUCUGCGAGUCUGUGAGUCCCUGUCACAAUCUCAGCCAAAAAGAAGUCAACCAAAAUGUUUUGGGAUUCAGACCCACACAUGGAAACAGUAGCUGGCACCGCUUUCUGUGAACAUCAUCUCUGGGAAUUAUAUAAGUAGAGGAGCGGCUGUUAGUUAAGCAAGCCCCUCUUUUGUUUUUCAACCUUGACAAGCUCUGGUCUGGGCUGCGUUCCAAAGCUGCUGCUCGAAAACACGCCGCUCUCUUCCUAUGGAAACUCCACUACCUAUGUCAGAGAGGAGUCGAUCCGUUUACCUGAAACCUUUCAACUCUCGGAGGUUUGCUCGUGGUCAUUUUUGAAAGCUUUGGACGCAGGAGUCCAGGGUCCUGUUCUCAGUCCUGUUGAAGUUUCUGUUUCCCUCUGAUUCGGGGAAAUGGCGCCCACGGUGGCGCGAGCACAGAACUGUACUGUAAACACACGAGUCCUGUCGUUUCAUCCUGGUGCCCUGCUGCUGGCGAGCAGAGCUUUUACGCUCCGAUGCCGCGCAGAUAGUCGGUGGAUUUGUGAGAAAAGUUGCCUGGUGCUGCGGGAGCGCCACAGAAACCUGGUCCUGGUCUUCAUCUGAUGAUUUGAUAACAGAAAAAGUCAUUCGGGGCCAGUCGAAGAAAACUCACUUCUCGUUCUCGCUGCUGUGAAGAUCGUGAUGGAUUUUUCCUCGCCUCCGCCCACUUUUUGUCGAGGCUUGGGAAACCGGUGACGGCGCCAGCAGGGUCACUGGAUCUCACACUGGCAGCUGCCUCCUUCUCCUGCCCUGGAGCAGCUGAAGACAAACGCACACGUCUCCGAUAUUCAGAUUCAUGUGCAGCGAGGAUGCUCGCCAUUACUGGCCCAUAAAGACGCGAAAAUCAAAGAUUGGCAUCGUCUCUAUGGUAACAUUCCUCUCAAUUAACCAGCGUCGUCAUUAUGCCGCCAUAUUUCAGUCCCAAUCUAGAGAACCGAAUGCCGUUUAUUUUGCACUCCAGUGUGGUAGGCAGUGAUGUUAUAAAGGCUGCAUGUUAAACCUGAAACUGUGUAUAAGAAGUGGAUUUAGACACCCUGACGGCUCCUACUGGUCCGUGGACUAGACCCUCAUGGCCUCAUAUGUUCCUGCACACCUGCCAGAAAUACAUGUGACUGCCACUGAACGAGUUUUUUUAAAUAAUAAUAUCAACAAACUCGACUUUCUUUAGGAGGCAGCGAGGCAUCCCAGACACGCCCGUCGUUGUCGUUCACUUAACAAAAAAACUUAGUUUGAGGUUUUUGGUCUCGCCACCUGACGACCGUCGAAUUAGCCUCUUCUUUUACUUAAAUCACGUAGUUUGACCUCAGCACCAGCGACAAAUCAAGUUUAAUUUGCGUCUUUUAAAAAAGUGUUUUAAUGAUUAAUUUGUUCAGAUGUUUCACAGUCAAGAUUUCAAACAGAGAUGUCUGGAGUAGCUGGGGUUACGCUGCGUGGGAAUGACGUUACACCCAAGUUCACAGCGUUCCAGUUAAAGAGUCGGGAAACAAAGAUGGCCGCCUACAGUCACCCGUUGUUAGCUGUUUACAAUUGUUAGCUGUCGUUAGUUGUUAUAUAUACCAGUUGUAAAAAAUUCAUAACACAGUAUUUUACUCGUACAGACACCACAGCAGCGUGUUCACAGUUAGACGUUGGUCAGAACAACAUAAACCACUUAUUGAAUUUCACAGAAACAAAACAGAAGAGUGAAUAAAUAAAACGUUAUGAGAGAUUUACGCUUUACUGUCGAUGUGCUACGCUGCUAUCUUGUAAUGUGACGUCGUCGUCAAGUCGGGGUCGGUGAGGGUCGUCAGACUUUAGCGUUCCAGAUGAAUUUCUGACUCGGAGCUAAGAAAUUCCGACUUCCGAGUACAAGUGGAACACAGCAUUAGAAAAUGGAAAUUACCAUCAGAAACAACCUCUAGUGGACACUCGAGGAACUGCAGUUUUCUUUUAGCUCUGUCCUCACCUUCUCAGAUAGUUUCACAGUCCAAAAUUUAAACAUGGAUAUCUGACAUAGCUAGGGUUCGGAAGUGGAAAUUACCAUCAGAAACAACCUCUAGUGGACACUCAAGGAACUGCAGUUUAUUUUGGCACCAGGCUCACCUCCACAGUCCAGAUUUCAAACACUCGUAUCUGUUGUAUUUAGGGUUAGAAAAUGGAAACUAUCGUCGGAAACACCCUCAUGUGGACACUCGAGGAACUGCGUUUUUUUUGCGCUCGAGUGCCUCACCGUCUCAGAUGUGAAGCUACAUCCACUUCUUCUCGUCACAGUCGGCGGUUUAACAUGCGAGUCUUUAUUUUGCCUCUUGAAUGUGUGAAAUUCAUCUGAAAUCUGCAGCUGCUCCUUCUCAGAGAGAGUCCGCUCAACAACGUGUUGACUCGGCUGUAACAACUGAACGGCCUCUGCAAUCAGAUGGAAACAAUGUGAGCGUGUAUCAGCCAAAUGGAGAUGAACCUGGUUCAUCCCUGUGUGCGACCCCUGAGUCACGUGGGAGGAUUCGGGGGUUUGAGAAAGAUUCCACUUUGAAUGCACAAGUUUGUCCCGAUGUUUCCUUCCUUCAGCGCGGUGUUGCAUAAAAAACACACCAUCUGCUGUGAACGUUGAUCUAUAAGCCAAAAACUGAAGAGAAACUGUUGUAACACAGUGAAUUCCUGUCACCGAUCCAAAAAGCAAACAGGACAUGACACCGGAUUUAAGCAACGAGUGAGCUCGCACAAGGGCUUAAACCGACACUGUAGCAUUACGCCUCUUUAAAAAUAACAUGUUGACGUUUUUGUAUCAUGGCAUAUCCCUUUAACUGUAAAGCUUUAACGGGGAGGCAGCCACUUUUGGCAGCGCCGCUCGUCUCUCUGCUCACAUUCCUAACUCAGUUUCCCAGAAAGUCUCUUGUUUAUGUGUACCUGGAAGAGGAGUGGGGGGCGGUUAGGAGCGAGGAACUGAAAUGACCCAAAGAUGUCUCUGCUGUGUGGUCAUCACUCUGGAGAUGACAGCCUCAGUGGACCACGGGACGGCAGAGAUGCUCUCAGCCCACAGUUUUAGCCCGCUCUGACCUAAUAUGGACCAUGACUUUGCAUAAACCGGCCGAUUCUUAUCCCACUUACUUCCUCUUUGGGUGUCUCCGUCUGCCAGAGACCGAGAUAAGUAAACAGUCCUGAAAUUAUUCUACUGCUGACGUUCACACUGGCUCUCUCUGAGGAAGAGAAAGUCCGCGGCCAGGAGGGUUUUUUGUUUUCUGGCCUUAAAGUGAAAGUUGGAUGCACUUUAGCUGUUGGGGAAACAGUGACAGCUUGAAACUCUUAAGAGCACUUAACAGUGAAAUAUGUACAGCAGAAGAAACUCUACGCCACAAGUUUCUUCAAUAUUUCAAGCUGGGCUGCAAAUGGAGAACUUAUUUCCACUGAAUUAGACCCAAUCAGGCUCUCCUCGUCCCUCUAUAUUUGGCUUCAGUGAUGAACGAUUGAAUUCCCUCAGAGUCCAACAAACAGGACUGCCACUGUCAUAAAUAUCCAAUUACAGAAUUGACUCACAAAUCUGUGUUAGUGACGGUAUUUAGCAGUCAGGGACGAGAUCAACAUUCCCAGAAAACAGACGUGUUUGUGUUCUGGAGAAUAGUUGCAUGAUUAGGUUUAAGAGGUUAACGCAGCGACAGCGAAUGUUGGUUAGACUGACUUACAUAAAGGCUGGAAACAGGAGAGGGAGGGUUAAUUUAGACUAUGAGAUUAUUAGAAAUUCAGACCUUAAAAUUGUAAAAAAAAAUGUUGUUCUCAAGAACAUCUGCAGACUGUUGCUAAAUACGAUUUUUACAAACUAGUCUGUUAGCACGGUUUGGAUAUGAAAGAGGAUUAGGGCCACAAGAAGAGAUAAAAAUAAUCACAGGAGGGACUUUUUUUAAAUUUCUAUUUUAAGGUCAAAGUCAAAAAUUUAAAAAGUCAAAAUCACGACUUCAUUCAUGUCGGCUUUAAUCUGAAAACUGAAGCUUUUAAUCUUCAAAUUUUGACAUUAUUCAACAUUUUGACAUUUUUUAAUCUUGAAAUUUCCACUUUAUUUACAUUUUGUUACAUCAAAAUUUUAACUCUAUCGACAUAAUUUCAGUUUUUUGAUCUGGAGAUUUCACCAUUAUUCACAACAUUUUGUAAUCUUAAAAUUUCGACUUUAUUGACAUAAUUUCGAUUUUUUAAUCUAGAAAUUUUGACCUUUAUCUCAAAAUCCUGAUUUCUUUAAUCUCCAAAUUUCAACAUUAUUUAUGACAUUUUGUACUCUCGAAUUUUCAACUUUAUUGACAUGAUUUUGAUUUUUUAAAUCUGUAGUUAUUUUUGUUCUCUUCUUGUGGCCCUUUUCCUCUUCCGUAGUUUGGGAGAUCUUUGCAGGAGAAGCUGAGAGUUCAAACUGACCUUUGUUUCGGUGAGCUCUCCAUAAACUUUUUAUCGUCUUUUUAGUUUCCAGUCUCGAUGCUAAGCUCGACUAAACAACAACCCUCCUGCAUCGCUGUGGUUAAAGUCAUCUUAACUAAAUCCUCAGAGCAUUUUUUUAUUUUAGCGUCUUUUGUGCUUUAAAAAAAUGGAUUAAACUUCUUAUCUGGAGUUUCACUCUGGCUGAAUUUGACAGUCUGAGAGUCAGCAGCAUCUGGUAAACAUCUGCGGUUAGUUAAUUAACGUUACAUUGAGAUAAACAACAAAUAUCUGAUUAAAAAGCCAAAAACUUCGUUCAGUUUCCAGCUGUCUCCUGUCAGACCAGGAUUUGCUGAUUCUCUGAUUGAAAAGUCGAUCAUAUCUUUGACUCUCGGACCCCUCAGCAUGGAUCCAAAUCAUGAUGAUAGUCUGAUGCACCUUAACUUGGCCGGAAAGUUUCGACUUUUUCAGCUGCCGGAGUCUAAAAUCGUCUCAUUAAGCAUCGAUUUAUGAGGAGGAGGAGGACUGGAGGUGCGAGAAGCUGUUAGCUUCCCCUCCCUCACCUCCUUCUUCAUGGAGACACGGCUGAGCAUCGGCCUGAAUGGACCCAGCAGUAAACCUACACUGGUGGGACUCUGCUGACCUCCCGGUGGCUGUGACCCUGAUCUGCCCCGCCGCUCACAUUAGCAGAGACACUCAGUCGUCUCCGGUUUCAAAGGCAGCGGCCUGCGGGUUACAGAAGGCCAGGGGGGACAGCACUUAGCCUCCACCAAAUUUACCCGAAACCUUUUAAUCCUCCUCCACCUCCUCUGACAGUCUGACAGCUGGAGAGGAGGAAGAUGAGGAGGAGGAGGAAGAGUGAGGUCUACGUUGAUGCUUUUCUGUCACUGAACUCGAGAUCUUCAUCUGGGGCUCUGCCAGAUGAGGACGGUUUUCUUUUUUUUGUUUGUUUUUUUUGACCAACAGGUUCACAUGAAGUUUUCGGUGUCAGUAAAGCCGAGGUGUUCGAUGUUAUCUGACGGCGAGCUCCGGUCAGCGCCGCUCAUGUGUCGUCUCUGCGGAGCUGAGCACCUGUUCGUUCUCUGCUGAUCUUCAAAACUGCCAUAAAGACAGACUUUCUGCACAACAACAAACGAGAAAGAAAGAACUCCAUCUCUCUGUUUGUGUCCCUUUUGGCGCCACCCUGUGGACAAAAAUAGUUAACAGGUUUUCUUUAACCAUAAAACGUUAAAGGGGAAUAUUUUAUGAGAAAACUGUAAAAGCAGGGCUGUCUGUCUGAAGUUUUUUUUACUGAAAGAAUGUAGAGGACGAGAUAAACUAAAACAGCUUUGUCCACAGGGGGCGCCAAAUCUGAUCCGAACUGAAAAUUCCUGAUAGAAGCUUUAAAUAAAGUUCUAUCCUGUCCAAUCAAAAGACAGCAGGCUUGAAAGAAGGGAGGGGGGCCUUAAAGAGACAGUACCUGUAAUCUUCUACCUGUUAACCAGGGAGGGGAAAUUUAAACUAGAUUAGGAGAUUAUUAGAAAUUCAGACGCUCUGGGAGGUAAAAGUUGUUGUUUUCAAGGAGAUUCACAGACUGUUGCUAAAUAAGAUUCUUGCAAACUAGUCUGAUAGCGCGGUUUGAAAGAAGAUUAGGGCCACAAGAAGAGAUAAAAAUAAUGACAGGAGGGACUUUUUUAGAGUUUCUAUUUCGAGAAUAAAGUCAAAAAUUUAAUUACGACUUUAUUCAUGUUGACUUUAAUGUUUAAUUGACAUUUUGAAACCUCAAAUUUUGACUUUUAUCUCGAAGUUUCGACUUUAAUUUCUGUAAAUGAUGCCGAGCUGGUAGAAAAUAAACCUAAAACGAGUAUACGAGGUGUGACCUCUUUGACAAAAAGGCAGUCUGUGGGUUGUCUAAGGUGCUACGUUUCCAUCUGGUGCUCUGAGUCGAUUUUAAUGUUUUAAUAAAAAGUUAAACCAGAGAACCUCUGAACAGGUUCUUAGCUCUGAACUGUAACGAUGAUCCAUGAGCGGCAGCUGAGAGAGACGCCUCCCCGCUUUAACCAAAACCAAGUCAGUCGUUUCUGUGGAUGUCAGGAAGCGGAGACUGAAGGUAGUUUGUGGAUGUGAGCGAGUGACUGAACAGGAUGUCGAGGAUGCUUCAACAGAGACAUCCUGUGGAGAGAUAAAGAGCGAGUCAUCACAUCCCUGCUGGUUCUGUGAUCUGAAAACAUGACGGCAGUAAACCCAGAGACGAGCAAACAUUCCACAAUGCCAUGUGUCAUAUACUGUACAGCAACCCUUCAACCCGUCCCCCCGUCCCCCCGUCCCCUCCGUCUGUCUCUCUGUAACCAGUAAUCACACUACUACAGUAAUACUUCGGACCUGUUAAUGCAUUAACACAUCUUUAUGUGCAACUCCUUCGUCAGUAAGUAACCUUUAAGAAAAUAGUUCAAAAAACAAAAAAAAUACAAGAAGUGCCGUACAAAUAGAAGCCUAAUAUUUUUGUUUUGGUUUUGUUCACUUUGUGAGUGUAUUGUACACCUGUAUAAUGUAUAUUUUAAUAUUUAUAUGCAGCUGUUGUAUUAAAGUAUAUUUUUAAAAUAAA
Messenger RNA from Xyrichtys novacula (pearly razorfish), 45390 nucleotides. The record is from the annotation of a GenBank genome assembly. Lineage: Eukaryota; Metazoa; Chordata; Actinopteri; Labriformes; Labridae.